Podarcis lilfordi (Lilford's wall lizard) is the source of this 52822-nucleotide messenger RNA. The record is from the annotation of a GenBank genome assembly. Lineage: Eukaryota; Metazoa; Chordata; Lepidosauria; Squamata; Lacertidae.
AUGCAGCCCUUCAGUCAGGUGCUUGAUAAAUCCACAUAUUUAGUGGCCCAAGCAGGUAGCGAAUAUGGAAAGUUUUAAGUGAAGGGUGGGUAAUUAAUUCAAAAGCAACAUCGUUGUAUGCUUUGUGCACAUGAGUCUUGGUUCAUGUGUGUUCCAUACCUUCUUCUCCCAUGGGAGGAAUGAGGACUUUGACCAUGUUUCAUUUAACUUUCCAUUGUUUGGAUAAAUGGAUAAACCAGAGAUCAUGGUGUAAAACAAACUCUGGUCAGUUUCCAAACAAGCUGCUUGUUUAACCAACCAGAGUUCAUUUUAAACUACAGUAUCUGAAUUAUAUGCAAUCCAGGCUUCAUGGAAAGCAAAACUAAAUUCUUCUAAACUUCCACAUGGAAGGAAGAGAGUGGGUUUAGUGAUAUUUGCAGUUUUACUUGAGAAGCAGGCCUUCUGAAGUUUGCAAGUGCUUCUAAAUUAUCAUGCCUAACCUGACAGUGUUCGAGAUAAGUUGUAAAUAAGCCAAUAACUACUUUAACUUCCUACAGGCAAUGCACAAAGAGGAAGAAUUCAGAGAAUCAAAAACAGCACUUUCAUUAGUUUUAGAAAGAUUUUAGGGUCAGGAAAACAUCCCCUUUUGAGUUUCAGCAGAAAAUUCCAGGAAGCCAAGGGUAACUUCCUACAUGGUGUGGGGGCCCUUCGGAAUUUCCUUUUUUUAAAAAAGAGAGCUAAUGUUCUCAUAGGAAAAAGUCGUGUUUUAACACUGUGGUGAUACUUGCACAUGACUUAACAUUCUGCAGUAACUCCGAGAUAUAUAAUGGUGCAUUUCACCUUUAAUAUGGGAAUGCAGAAAGCUUGAAUUUGGAAAACAAAACAGUUGAAUCCACAUGGCCCAAAUGGCAGGCCUAGAUAUCCAGCUUCCAUUUGAUUCUAUAAGAGUUGGGUAAACGCACUGAGUUCUCAGCUGGAUAAGAACAUAAAGCCAGUGGCCCAUCUAGUCCAGCAUCCUGUUCUCACAGUGUCCAACCAGAUGCCUGUGCGAAACCCACAAGGAGGAACUGAGCACCAAAGCACUCUCCCCUCCUAUGGUUUGUAGCAGCAACUGGUAUUCACAGAUAAGGGUGUACUUCAUAAAAAAGACACAAGCUUGUGAGCUUGUAGAAUUAGCCUACAACAAGCUAUGAGUACCUAGUAAGAUUACAGGUACCUAGUAAAUCUUGCUUUUGAAGACAAACUUGCCAAGAUAAUAAAAAAUGCAAAAGGCUGUUUUUCUCCUCCUUUGUCAUGUAUAUGCAUUCGUAUUGUGUGCAUAUGUGUUGACUGUUCUUUUAUAAACUAUCAGUCUUUCUGGAACAAUAGAAUAGAAUAAUAGGAGAAGAAUAAAACUGAGGAAAAUAGCAUGUCCUCAUCUGGAGUACUUCAUGUAGCCUGUUAGUCAUUUAUACAGCAUCGUCUUAACUAGAUAAAAUGGCCAAACAAAUCCAUUUCAGAGAAUAAGGUUUAGCUUGGCAGAGUGCUCUGCCUCAGCUAUUGAAUAAGGGCAUUUAUCUUCACCACCUUUCUAAAGCUGAUGACAAAGAGCCAAUGAAACUAUAAAGAUUCUGUUUGUUUUAUUACAAGAAGAACAGACUGUAAUUUUUUAUGAAUAUACUGAAUAGACUGUAGCAACAUUUAAACACUCUGCUCUAGUGUGAUCCUAGAAUGACAAAAACACAUUAAAAAAGCAAAGAAAAGGUUCUUUGUGGUGAACUCUAAGCCACAGUUAACAUUCCCACUUUCCUUGCGGUUGGAUAUUUCUCCAUCUACAAAAAUGAGUGCAAUGUUAACUCCUUCAAAACAGUGGCAAAAACCAUCUCCAAUUUCUCUUCAUGGCAUUGGAGAGCAGCCAUUUUUGCAAGUUUUGUUUUGAAAAACUGUUUGGGUGAGCGGUGGAUCUCCCUGUUCAGAGGGCUAUGAAAAUCAAGGGCAGUUCUCUAGAGGCAGAAAUGCCAAAGGGGUAAAACAGAGUAAGCUGCUUUAGUUUGUUAAAUCUAGUCAUAACAUCAUGUAAUUGAGACGAAUGAAAGGCCUUCAGUUUUUCACAGUAACUCAAUUUUUCUUUUGUUCUUGAGAUCUGAGUUGACUCUUGAAGUAUAAUAGUUCUUGGUCAGUUAGAGGAAAAAAUAAAUUAGCACACACCCAGAGUUAAGUCCCAUGCACCUCAAUGUCUAAACAGGCCUGGCUUUUCUUAAAAUAUGUACCCAAUAUAUUUAAACAUUGAUUCUUUAAAAAAACAACGCAUUGUAUAUGCAGUUAUACUGAAGCUAUGAUAGAAGCUGAAUGUAAUUUAAAACUGCCACAUUGGUGUGGUUAAAGGUUAGCCAUUUUUCUGUUGUCUCGUGGAUAUGAAGGUGUAUAUCUGUAACUUGAGGCAGUCGGCCAGUGUGAGACUUUAUACCUCCAACUUUUACUUAGUGAUCUAAAACCCAAGCUUCAAAUAUCCCAAUAAAAGAACAGAUGAUCUUAUUGAAUGUUGACAGUCUAGCCAAUGGUCUUGCCUAAUGCAAUUUUCAGAAGUAUAAGGGGAGACAGUUCCCAUAAUUCUUUGGAAGGAACCAUGUGCUUUAAAGUGUGCGUUGAAUAUGCUUUAACUGCAUUCUGUGGAUCUGCCCAGAACUAGGUUGGGUUAUGUCUUCUGGCAGCCUAUGGGGUCCAAAAGGUUCAGGAAAAGGGAUGCACAGGAAUCUGCUAAGCGUCUGCUACGUGACAGGUUCCUUAGACUAAGGAACAAAGCUGAAGGAAGCAACUCUCUAAGGACAUCUAUACCCUUCUUAGCUCCCCAGCUGUUCCAGCUACACUGAUGAACUGCAGUAUAAUUACCAUUAUUUGGGCUGGGCUGUAGAGCAGGAAAGACCAGACCAAUAGCUUCCUCUGCCAGAAAGCUGUUCCACUGGCACUGGUCCUUGGUUUGAAUCUACUGGUGACUUAACGGAGAGCUUAAGUAGUGAUUGAAAUAGUAUUGACAUAGUAUUUAGCUGCUUAUAGCUUUUGCUGCACUUCUCUGUAAAUCUCAUGCUGUAUAUGAAAUACUUUCAUACUGCGUUUUCAAAUUAGCCUCUUUAAAGUCAGUGUUUGCUACAUUGCUUUUUAUAAUAUUUUUCAUUGUUGCUUUGUUCUGCAAAGGUUACAGAAAGUUCAGUGCUAUUUCCUUGUUUGUUAAGUAAGUACACCAGUUGCCUUGCAAUAUCUCCUGGUAGUUGAAAAGAAUAUGUUUAGUCUGAGGUACAUAGGUAAAAAUUUCAGACAGAUGUUUCCUAUAAACAUGGAAGCUGAGGGUUGCUUUUGUUCCCCUGAAUACAAUAUGGGGCAUAUGCUGAGUUGUGAAAUGAUUUGCCCAUGCAAACGGCUGCUUAUUUAAUGUAAACCUUUGUCUGGUGUGUGGGAUUUCCUUGCUUGUUUUGUAAUGUGGAUUGCUGUGUUAUAACAACAGAACUCAUUUAUUUUGUAAAAGGUAGGAAGCAAAACAAACAGUGUGAAGGCAAAGGAGGAAUUUGUUAAGGAGACAGACAAAGGUGUCUACCUUUCCGUUCCGUAUCACUUGCUUACUUUCAUUUUUAAAAAUAAUAAUAGAAUAAGAAGAAGAUAGCUCUACAUUGCUGAUAGUCUAAACCCACAGUCCUAUGCAUUUUCAGUCUAACCAAAGAACAGUUUGCAUUUUCCUUUUAUAUGUGUAUAUUGAUAUUAAAAUAGCCUUCAGUAGCCAUCACUAUAAGAAGAAAUACAUCAGUUGCCUUCAGCUUAGUGUUAAGUAAUUCCUUGUGUAAGUAAAGCAACUUCCACUUUGGCAAUGGGACUCUCUUCCCAUCACCACCACCACACUCUCCUUCCAGGUGCAUGCCAACAUCUGUCACAGAGGUUCUCCCAACUCUCCGGAUUAGAUCUGUGGAUAGAGAGAAGAGGAAAGGGUGGAAAGCCCUGUUGCACAAGUCAUUCCCCUCAUGCAAUGAUUUAAAAGAAUACUGCCCAAUAGUAUUUGCGGUACAUGAAUUAACAGAGAAAAUAUAGUUCUGGGCCAACACCACUGUGUGUCAGCUGGUGCUGCUCCUUCCUUUACACCCCAUGACUAUGGGUACAAUCAACCAUUGUGAUCUUACAGCACAACUUGGAUUCUUAAGAUUGAUCUUGUGCUCAGGAGUUGGUUGUUAAAUCUUAACUGUAUGUAAGCCAUCUGGAAAAUCUCAUUACUGAAAUCAAGUACUUCAAAAGGAAGAACUAAGUUUAGCACUUCAUGUGUUAAGUUAUCAUACAUGCUGUGAAACAUCCAGAAUGUUAAUUUUUCAGUGAAGUAAACAGGUUCUGCUAAUGAAAUGUUUUAAAAUUUGGAGCAUGCACCGUGAAAUGCUGAGUGAUUUCUUAACUGCUAUACCUCUAUUUUUACAUUGCAUCUAAAUUAUUUCCCCAGGUAUAUCCUGCAUUUAUGAAGGGAUGCAGAGUUUCAACAAAAGAAAUACAAAACAGGUGAGUAAACUGGAGGGUACUUUUUUCAUGUGCUGAAUAGCUCUGCAUGUAACUUGGGGGAUGACGUAAUGAGGAACAAUCCAUCAGAUUAUGUGAUAGCAGUAGAAACUAGACUGAUAACACUUGCAUUAUAGAAGUCUCAUGGUGAACGUAACAUUUCUUUACUGAAAACUGCCCACUACAUUCCAUUACCAGGUGCUGGUAGCCAUGGGGUGGGGGGAAGUUCUUGUGCUUGACACAUGCGACUUGUUCAGCCAUUGAGGGAGCAAGAUGCUGGACGAGAUGGACUGUUGGUCUGAUCCAGUAGGCUCUUCUUCUGUUUUAGGUUCAUUUUUAAAAAUUCUAAUGGAAACACUUUGUAUCCAAAUGUGAAGUUUGAAGUUGCUUGACCAGGCAAGCUUUCAGAAGUUUUCUACACAGCAGAAAAGGUUGAAGAUGGUCUUCGCAGAGGUUGUUCUUCCUCUUGACAAUUGUUCUAACCUUUCUCUUUUACUAUACUUUUAAUGAUGAAUUUGCAGGGUGGUGUUCAUCUCUACUUGAAAAGGUAUUUACCUAGAUAGGUUGCUUGUUUUGCCUGGCUACCUCAUUGAUUGUUUUGUUUUUGUUUUUAAUUACAUUUUUAUUCUGUUUUUCCUCCAAGAGCAUUCAGGGCAACAUUUUGGGUUCUCCCCACCCCCACCCAUUUUAUCCUCACAAUAACCUUGUGAAUUAGGUUCAGACUAUGAGAUAUUGGCUGGUUCAAGAUCAUCCAAUGACCUUCAAGUCUGAAUGGUUAUUUGAAGCUGGGUCUUCCCAGUUGUAUUCUGACACUCCUUGACUUACGCACCAUACUGGCCCUGGAAACACAUAUGCCAGGAUGCCAUUUUAAGUUAUCUCCCCUUUCCGUCUUUUAUUAUUCUGACAAAUCAGUAGCAAUUUUAUUAGCUGUGUUUAAGAAAAACGGUUCAAUUUCAGCACUUUAUUGCUUCAAUUUGUCCCAUUUCAAACAAAGAGUCUUGCAAUGCCUUUAUACUAACGUCUCUUCCAAGCAAUCUGUUUAUUUGAGCAUCCAUCUGAAUUGGUUUGUGGUGAGGCUAUACAACAUUGUGUUAAACAACUUUUAUUCCACACUUUCCAGUGCAUUUUCCUGUCUCUUUCCUACCUCUAAAAUAUCAGGUUCUUUUUUGGGGGAAAGUGAGUCCCAAAUCCACUUCAAUUGCACAACUUAAAUUUGACAGGAAGUGAUUGAGUCUCUCCUACAAAACACUGACAGUCUGGAAGUGACCUAAAAAUUUAUUAUGACAUAAGAUUUUAUGCACCACAGCCUACUUCAUCUGGUGAAAUGUAAUCCUAAAUUGCUCAGCAUUUGGUGGUGGUGGUAGGAAUGCUAUCUGAGGGAAAUGAAAUGCUAAAAGAACACAGUGACAAUUACCUGAAAGCAAGUGACUGUUUAAUAUUACAAUGUCUUUAUAACAUUAUUAGACAAUUUGAAGGGUUCUUGGCAAUAUUGUUGUUUGAAAAUGGAAGUGAGAAAUGUAAAACAUUAACACUCUGAUCCCACACAUGUUUACUUGGAAGUAAACUACAUUAAUUUCAAUGCCAAUUACUUCAAAGUGGGUGUGCUUAGAGUCACAUUCUUCUUUUGAAGGAAAAUCAUAAUAAUGGCUUUUGUAACUUGUUUAUUUGUUUCCCCUCCUCUGAUGUGCAUUUUAUUAUUAUUUCAGUAGAGGAGUUUGUUGAUUUCUUGUUUCUUAUUCUUACUGUUCUUUGAAAACAUAUAUUUUUAAAAACCCACGUAUCUCAUGUUUCAAGAACAAACAUUUCAAUAUUUGGAAAGGAGUGACCUAAGCAAUGCAGAACAGGGGUGAUCUCAUUACUGGACUUUAUCCAAUUUUUGUAGGCUAUAACUCUAAUAUUUUAAGCACCCUAGUCUCUCCCGAGUAUAUUUCAAGCUGUUUUGUGUGAGAUGAGAUCAGCAUCUUGCAUCCAGCAGAAAAUUACUGCUUAAUUACCAGCAAUAAAUCAGUGUAGCUUUCUUUAAAAAACAAAACAAAAACAAAAUACAAGUUCACUAUGUAGCCAGAACCACGAAUAUUACUUGAGUGAUAAUAAAUGGACAAAUACUAUCUUUGGGGGGGGGGUGGAAGGUGUUUUUUUAAUUUAAAAAAUGCUCACUUUUUUAAAUUAAAAAGUUUGUAUUUAAUUGUGAUGUGAAAAAUAUAAAAGUCAAACACAUUUAGAAAUAAUAUUCAAGAAAACAAAGGUGCAAUAAUCCUAAUUAGUUUGUUUUGUUUGUUUGCUUUUUAAAAGUAUGGUAUGAUGUAUAGCCACUAGAUAGGCAAGAGUGUUGUUCUAAAAUGAUAGUUGAGAUUAUGGAAGUCUGUUAUUUAUUAGUUUGUUGUUCAUGUGAGAGAUAAAUAGCUAUCACAUUUCAAAAAAAUGAGCCUUGCUUGUUUGCACUCCCCAACCCCUAAGAGUCUGCGUUUGGUAAGUGAUUUUUUUCCUCAGAGGGAACCAAGUACUAGAUCCUUCCAUCUAGUACUAGUACUCCCAUUUAGUACUAGUACUCCCAUCUAGUACUAUCACUUCUGCAUUAAGUAGCUUGAUGAAGUUGAUGAAGUUUUCCAGGAAUAUUGAAAAUUCAUUAAGAAGUUAAGAAGAGCCCUGUUGGAUUACACCAUGUUGUUUCCCACAGUGACCAAACAGAUGUCUAUGUGUAACCUUGAAGCAGAACAUGAAUGGAAUAUCCCUCUCCUGAUCAUUGUCCUCAUAGUCAGAAACAUGCUACCUCUCAUGCUGAAGCUGGUAUAGUCUCCAUAAAUAAUACUCAUUAGGUUCUGAUUGUACUUACUAGUGAUUUUCAUUCCCCAUUGACUUCAUUAAUUCAUUCAUUCACUCCUGACACUGGCAUGCUGUCCCAUAACAGAGAGUUCUCUGGGCAGUUGCUUAUCUGUCAAGGAACCUCUGCAUGUUGCAAAGAAUUCUGUGGAUGGGAAAAUGUUAUGGUACAGUUCAUACAAGAUAACUCAAGACAGCUUCUCCCCUUAACUUAACCAUUCAUCUCCCCAAGGAGGCUUCUCUGGUGCUUAAACCUGAUGCCUUUGUGGUGUGAGGUAAAGUUCUCCUUGGUGGCGCUGUGGGUAAAACCUCAGUGCCUAGGACUUGCCGAUCAUAUGGUCGGCGGUUCGAAUCCCCGCGGCGGGGUGAGCUCCCAUCUUCGGUCCCAGCUCCUGCUCACCUAGCAGUUCGAAAGCACCUCUAAGUGCAAGUAGAUAAAUAGGUACCGCUUUAUAGCGGGAAGGUAAAUGGCGUUUCCAUGUGCUGUGCUGGUGCUGGCUCGCCAGAGCAGCUUUGUCACGCUGGCCACGUGACCCGGAAGUGUCUCCGGACAGCACUGGCCCCCGGCCUCUUAAGUGAGAUGGGCGCGCAACCCCAGAGUCGGACACGACUGGCCCAUACGGGCAGGGGUACCUUUACCUUUUUUAAAGUUCUCCUUACUUACUGAGGCUUUUAAAGAUGUGGGUUUUUAUGUUAAGAAUUCUGCAGUUAAGUAUAGUUUUUGUAUGCACUUUUUAAAAUCUGUGACUUAGGAAAAGGGUGAUUGUGCACACAGAAAAAUAAUGCAUUUGAACAUGAAAGUUUAAGCACUUUUAAAGGCCUAAAACUUUCACUAAAUAAGAGCACAUUCUUUCCCACAGUUAAUGUUGUUUUGUUUGUUUAUUGGGAAAAGUCAGUGCUGUGAAGAACAAAAGGAAAUUCAAUACUUGGGAGGUUGAAAACAACUAUUGAAAUCAAACUGGUUUUCAAGAUCAAACUAAGCAUUUUUCUUCCUGGAGAUUGGAUGCACAUCAGGUCACUUCCUGGAGCUGUCAAAUUCAUUAUAAAUGUAAACGGUUCUUGAGAAGGGGGACACAUAUGCUGAGGCAAUUUUUUUUUUUUUACACAGCCAUUCAAAAUUUAACAUUUUUAAAAUGUCUAUCCUCUGGUGACUGGCCUUUGGUUUUCCUUCCUGUGAAUUGCCACAUUUUAAUCCCCCUUAUUUAAUUAAGCUGUCAAUCAUUUUGCUUCAGUGCUGGGGCGACCUGGUCUUACCCAAGGUUUUUGUGGCACAAGUUCCUGCUCCUGCUCCAGCUGCUAAAGCAGCAUGCUGGGUGAAGUAAGUGUUCUGCUCCCAUUCUUCCGUGAAGCACUCCAAACACCCUUUUAAAACAGGUUUUCCUGGUGCAGGCACACAGCCAGAUAUACAGGGAACCUUUGUUGGACCUUAGGAUGCUGCACAAGGGGCCAUGGGCAGCCUCAUUUCUGUGCCAUUCUGUGACAUAUAAGCACUGAAGGAGGAGUCACUGCCUCAACAGGAGGACGGGAACAAGCUUUCCCCUUGUUAAGCAGAACUUGGAGCUGUAUGGUUGAAGUUCUAGACAUUUUGAUCAUGGCACAUUACUAAUGAAGUUCAACUUAUUAAAGAUAGUGUUUUCAUAGGAGGAAAUCCAAUGCUUGUGCCAUAGCUUUUGAUCUAGCAGAGGGAGGGAGGGUGAUUCCCCUUUCUCCGAUUCUUUCUUUGUACUACAACUCCCCCUGUCACCUUCCUGUGAUGGCCUGGGACUCAGGCUCGGAACCAGAGGAGACUCAGUCUGCACUGGAUCCUUUGUCUCAGGCAUCACCUGAACCAAGUCUGGGGCCUGAUCUUGAAGAGUCCCAGUCUGCACAGGUUCCCCUGCAACAAACACCAGCUGGGCCCGAGUCAGAGGCCUGAGCCUGCCCUGACUCCAGAUGUGGGGAUUACCUCAUUGCCUUCAGCUGGGCCAUCACUUACAGCUGCUCCACUACCGGUUUGAUCAGGGGAGGCUGAGGCGGCCCCUGGGUCUAGUAACCCACCGACGUCUCCCGAGAUGCAGAGACUAAGGUCUGAGAGAAGGAGAGACCUGAGUACUUGCAGGAGGAGUGCUUGCCUUCGGGCGAAACAGGGAGGUGAGUCACCGGGGGAUCAGGACUGGCCGCUACCCCAACAAAGAUAAAAGGCUGUUGGACCCCGCCCCAGGUUGCGGGAGCAACAUUGCUGUAUGCUAGAUCCUGCCUGAGAUCCUGUACCUGUCCUUGCCUGGUUUCCUGCCUCGUGUCCUGCCUUGGCCCUGUUGGACUGACUCCUAGCGGAACCUUUGGGUUCUGGACCGCGUUUCACGGGUUACCCCUGGGCCCAGCAGACUUCCAAGCUGUUCUGGAGCGUCUCCCAACUCUCUGAAAUGGGGCUGUAGAAAGGGGAAAUAAGAGGAUGUAGCCUCACCUCCUCCUAUGUUAGCAGAUUUCCCCACUGGAUUAAAAGCCAUUCCACAAGUGGAACAACAGCACUGGGUGCCACUCAUUGUGUUAUAAGAAACACACACAUAGGCAUCUCAUUUUGCUUGCUUUCACAAGCAUGCUUGACAACAGUAUUUACCAAGAAGAAUGAUGUGGUCUGAAGGGUCUCAUGAACAUAUAAAUAGAAAAAUCACAAUUAAAUAGCUGUCUAGUCAGAAUAGGAUCUGUUGCAUAGGUCUUGGAAAAGAAAGAGGGAAAACAUAAUCUGCAUGCCUCCAGGCUCCUUGAGACUUUAAUCAGCCUCUAAUUGCUGCAGUUCACUAAUACUCAGGUUGUCUCAUUCAUGCUGAAACCAAAUUCUGUACAGAUACACUCAGUGAGUAGAGCAUCAGUCUCUUAAUCUCAAGGUCAUUGGUUUGAGCCCCACUUUGGGCCAAAGUUCCCUGCACUGCAGGGUAUUGCAGGGACUAGAUGGCCCUCAUGGUCCCUUCCAACUCUUCUAUUCUAUGAAAAUAGGCCAGAAUUCUGCAGCCAAAAAUUCUGUGCAGGCUCAUAGGCACACAUUGCCUUAUUGCCUAGAAGCUGCACAGUUUCUAUAUUCUCAUGCAUGGAUGUUUUACUUAAGGUUGGACAGACCAGUCUAUUUCUGGUCUGUGUCAGUUUUGCAUGUUUAUUCAGAAAUCUGUUCUAUCCCAUUUCUCCAUUUAUUGCAAUUUAUGGGGGGAAUUGCAUGAUAUUAAAAAUUUAAAUAAGUACCUUGAUGCUAAAGUAUUUUAUAAAUAAAUAAUAUUAAAUUUUUUAUUUUAUAUCACUGCAUGGAUUUCUAAAGUACUCUAUCCUAAAAAAACCCCAACAACAUUUAUGCAUUUGGGUACUUCUUUAGAGCUGACAACUUUAUUGUAAAACUUGGAAAAGUGUGGGAUUUGAAGGAUGAUUACAUUCCAAUCUGUGCAUUAAUUUGGGAAGUGUGAAUUAGGUCAGCUUGUUUAAAAACAUAGAUCAAUAGUUUGCUCCAUCCCUAGUUUUAUAUACAGUUCUACAUCAUUGUAAAUGUAGCCUGUUGAAAGGCAUGUAUAAAUUUUGGAUUCCACCCCCUCCACCAAUAGAUCUUUGUAAUUUAAGUGCCGAUGUCGGAUGUCACAUAGCUGCAAAUGAGAGCACAUUACAGGGUGUGGAUGGCGUCCUUUCUGCUACUAGAUGGCUCAUGCAAAAGUCGGUCUUCCUGGAGGCUUCUAUAAUAUGUACGGACUGGGUUUCUUAGAAAAUGCUCAGAUUCUUGUGAGCUGGCCAGUGGAAUUUUCAGCAAUGCGAGUAUCAGUUUUUGAUUUUAUGAGACUGACCCACCAUACGAAGCAGAAAAUACUCUGUUACUGCUGCCACCAUUGAUUUUCUCUCAGCUGUUAACGGCACUGGCCAGAGUUUCAAGUCUUUACGCUUGUUCCAGGUGACUGUGCCACAGGAGCUGCUGAUGAGUAGCACCAGGCUCAUACUUUUCAGCCAGCUCCAUUAAGGCCUCAUUCUCACUGUUUAAUAAUUGGAUUUCAAAGAGAGUCAUUGCUUCAGAUACAGUCCAUCUGUUUUUCCAAAUGCCCAGCUGUAGACAUGUGACAUCCCCCUUCUUUCCACAUUGCUCCCUGCAAUAACAGGUUUAAUUGUCCCAGGCUCCUAAGAAGCAAUCUGAUUAGCAGAUGUUAAAAGGGGACGGUUUUCAGCAGGUUCUUGGUGUGAAGUGGUAAUUUGAGAGGUCUUGUGUAUGGGCUUGCAGAGGUCUGAUUGAUGGGUUGCCUGGCUUUGACUCUGCUAGUGCUUUGGAAAUUACAUCAUUUCCCACCCCCUCCUCACUCCAUUUGAGGCCAGGUGGAAAUGUUUAUGUGGAGAGCAGCCAGAGUGCCAUUUGUACAGCUGGAAGCCUGCUGCUUCCCAUAGCAAAUCAAGACAAAGUACAAUAACUCCUCCCUCAACACAAGGAACACCAGCUGCAUUUAUAUUCAGGUCUUCUCACUGUAUGAAGGCAUGCUGUCUUAAAACAUAAAAGCCCCUUACUUUUUAAUUUCUAUUUGUUUUAUACAAUUAUCAGUCGCCCUCUUAAGACUCUGCAGAAUAUUGCAACACUUGAUGCUUGCUUUUUUCGCUAUCCUUGCACUUGCUAUCCAUUCUUUGUAUUUGUUUACCUUGCAAUGUCUUGUUUUGCACUGGCUUCUGAAACAGGGUGUUAGUAAAUGAAGCAUUACCAAUGUUGUUUUUUAAAAAGUUUUAAUAGAAUGAGAUUUGAUUAUAGCCUAGGUGCAACUCAAACAUAUUAUUUAUUUAAUGUGUAUACUGCCCUUCAUCUGAGGGUCACAAUACAAAAACAUUUUUAAAAAUAGCGUAGAAACAAACAAAAACAAUACCCCUGCCCAGGUCAAAAGGCCAUAGCUUCUUUAAUUAGUCAAAGGCUUGGGGGAAGAGGAAUGUUUUGGCCUGGUGCCCAAAGAUACCUAACAAAGGGGCCAAGGGCAAGCCUCCCUGGGGAGAACAUUCUACAAGCGGGGAGCCACUGCAGAAAAGGCCCGCUCUCAUGUUGUCACCCUCCAGACCUCUUGUGGAGGAGGCACACAAAGAAGGGAGUUGUGCUAAUGAUCUCUUGAACAUUUUGGAUGCCUUCCAGAGUACAUGUCUGACUGCACUCUGCUUUCCAUUGCCCUUGUAUAAUGAAACCCAAGAGGACAUCCUCCAAAGGUCCCCAGCUGCAUUCGUAUUGGCUGCAUUUAUACUGGAGAAGGUAUUGAAACAUUGAAGAAGUUGUUGGAAAUUUAAUCAUACCCAAAUGAUUACUUUUGAACCUAUUUUUCACUUUUCAAAAAAUAAGUGUGUGGGGUUUUUUUAAGUCUGGCAUUAUGAUUUUCUAUCCCGAAAACUAUCUUCAGUGCUCCUUCCAAAUAGCCCCCAUAAAAUGAUGGAAUUGCAAUUGACUUUCUGCUGUUUUGGACAUGACACUUCUUCUGUAUGUUCUUUCCACACCAGUGGCAAUGACAUAGUUGCUGUGCAGGUGGAAGGGGAAGGUUCGAUUUCCCUGGGGAAGCCAUUUGAAAGAAAAAUUCCGAGCGAGCCUUGCUAUUUAUUUCACAUCAAGUGUUUUCAUUCCAUUGAAAUACAGGGUGCAUCAUUCAGCGCAAUCUCCUGCUUGAUGUAGGAAAUCCUGAGCAUCUCUAACAAAUGGCUGACUAGCCUUUGCUUAAGAUUUCCAGCAAGGAUGAACCCAGCACUGCCCCUAGGUAAAUAGUUCCAUUGUCAAAUUACUCUUGCUUCCAAUACAUUUUUAUUAUUUAUUAUUUAUUAAACUUGUAUACUGCCUUUCAUCCAUAGAUUUCAGGGUGGUUCACCCCCCCCCCAAUAACUCAUCAUUUAUUUCACAUUCAUGAGAUGGCAAGAAAUACAUAUGCUACAUAACAUUUUUCAAAAACGAAACUAAACACCACCUUCUUUCUAUCAAGAGCAAUCAGAGCAAGCAAGCUCCAAAGUCAAUCUGCAAGGUCAGGUUUCUGCCUCUGCAGAAGAUCCAGGGUUGGAACACCUGAGGUCAUUCCUAAAGUCACAGUCCAAUGGAGUUCCUGAAGCAGCCAAGCUGUGGUCCAUUAACAGAGAAACUUGAGCAGGCACGGAGUCUCUGCCUUGCUUCCCUUUUAUCCUUCCCAAUCUUGAUAGCUUCACUUGAGUUUGCUCCAGUGGAGCCUUUCCACUUAACAAAACAUGUGAUCCUCAACUACUCAGCUGAGUGACCAAAAACCUCCUCCUAGACCUAAUGAGCCUCAUUAUCUCCACCUGGUCCACUAAUGAGCUGGGCUGUGUUCCCUUCCUUGUCUGUCUCCUGGAGUGCAUUUCCUGUUGUUCCCAAUGCCUCAGAGCCCACUGUGUCUGCAGAGAUGGGGGUACCUCUGCUUCUGGUGAUGUGUCGCCCUCUCAUGGCUCCCCUGAACAGUUGGCUUCCCCUGCUAUGUUCUCUAAUGUCCUGUGAGUACCUCCUAAAGCCCUAACCUCCCAUUCCCUAUCUUCAGCUUGUCCUGGUGAGUAGCAAUAGUGGCUACACCCCUUGCCAGAUCCUCUUCCUCUUCCUCUGUGUUCUGCCAGUUAUCAAUGCAAGCCCAUCCUUUACUAAGAAAAAAAAUGUGAUCCUGAAAGUAGCAAAUUGGUCUGUUACCACUUUCUCUAGGAUAGCCUUUUAAGAGUCCCAAGUUCCUCUCGGUCUUUUUUGUUGCUUCGUCCAUUUCUUCAGGCUCUGAAGACAUUGCCAUUACUUCUUCCCGAAUUCUCUUGCUUAGCUUGUGCCCUCUCAAGAGGAGGAUCUGCAAUGGGACCAGCCGCUCCCUUGUUUACAGGCCCAGGUUUUCCUUCUCCCUUGCUCUUCUUCAUUCAUUCCCUGCUCCCGGAAUUGCUUCAGUUGCCCAGCCGCUGCCGAGUCAGCUCAAACCCGAAGUUCAGCUCUUCAAGAUGUUCAUCUAAAACUACCUGUCUUGUCAAAGGCAAAAGGAUUCUUUGUUAAGGAUCUUUGAAGCAAAUGCUGGACCAAGGGAGGAGAAAGUCUCGAUUUAUUGAGCAAAAUCAUUUCAUACACACGCAAGGGUACAGAACCCCUCCAAGGAUCAAACAAUUCCUCCUUUGCACAAGGAUAAACCGGCAAACAAUAAAUACAAUAAUACCAGGCCCUCUUUGCAUAAGGGUAGACAGGCAGACAAUAAACAACCUUAACACAGAACACUAACCACACAACCAACAACCCUUCCCUCCUCACCAGGGAACAAUACCAGACAGAUGCCAGAAUCCCUCCUUCCAGCUGCAGAGACCCCAGGGGUAGCAGCAGAGUAGAUCUCAGUCUGGCCAGUUAUGCAGCAGUGUGGGUCUGCAUUGAAGCUCCCCACUUCCUGGCCCAAGCCCUAUGGUUUUUAUAUGCUCCAGGAUAUCAGUUGAGUGGCAAUUAAGAGACAGAUUUUUAAAAUGAGAUGAUUACAUGGUGUUCAACAUGCACAGGUUCUAACAAUAGGUCCUCCUGUUGGAUCUAUCAUUACCCACAUAAAACAAGCCCCUCUACUUUCAUUUUUUCAAAGUUGAAACUGUAAGGCUAAUACAUAUACAUCUUUGGAGUUUGCAUGACUCUUCCAUCCUCUAAAAGCUGCAGAAAUAAGGAAAUAAGGAAAAUAGAAAAAGAAAAAACAAAGAAAAAGAAAACAAAGGAGGAUUGCAAAAGUUUACGUUGUCUGGAUCCCUGUAACCUGAGUGUGAGGAAGGCAUAGUGAUUCCAAACUAAAUGCCUAGUGUGAAAGCUGAUGUGUUUGUGGAACUCAGGUCCCGAACAUAGUGCCCAUGGGCACCGUGCUGCUAUUAGAACCCCUCUGCCCACCAAGAGCUCUGCCCUACCCAUUUUUUAAAAAGUGAAGGUUGUUUUUGUUCUUGUUUUGCUUUUUGUUUCGAGGACAGGAUUCUAGGCACCACCAGUAUCACUUCUGUGAAAUGUGUGUUUUGUGAUGCCCAACACAUUUUCUUUGAUUUCCAAAUAUGCAUUCUGGCCCCAAAAUGUUGGGGAAACCUUGCUGUAAUAUAUUCCAUAGAAUGUGUAAAAUGUAGUGAUAUUCCAUUCAUGAAACAAAGUUAUAUACAAUAUAUUUUACUCCUCUCCUAAACUUGACACACUCUAUAAAAUACACUAAAAUGAUCACUCAAAUGUUACAAUGUUUAACUUUAAUUUCUUAUAAUUGUAGAAGUAUUUUGAUUUCUUCUAUAGAGUUUUUGAAGGUUGUAAAUUACAGCAUGAAAAAUUGACCAUGGGAGAGGUGUGAUAAAUUGCAUAACUUAAAAUUAUGUGGGGGUUUUUUUGGGGGGGGGGGGAUGCAGGGCUGUGAAGGGAUAGAUACAUAGCUACCUAAGUCAUCAUUGUUAUAUCUUCCCUCUUUAACAGAAAUCUAUUUAGAUAAGAAAAUAUUGUAAAUGGCUGUGGAUAUUAUCCAAUGUCCAUUUAUUAAUUUUUUAGAAUUCAUUUUGGAGUUUCAAGAGGAAGAUUGGGGUGGGGACAUCAUGACUUAAUUGACAUAGGCUUUAGGACUGCACAUUCUAAUCUAAGGGAAGGGAAAUUUAUUGCAGUUUCCUAUCUACACAUGUUUUAAUAUUAAAUCUGAUUCUUUACUUGGAUUACUGUCUAAUUAGUGUAGGAUUAAGUAUCUCAAAUAUUAAUUAACUUUUGGAUAUGCUACUCUUUAGUCUUGUGUUUAAUCAUCAUCUUUGUGCCACAAAAACAGAAAGCCUGUAGCUUAGCAGACUGGUUCUAAAAUCUGUUGUGAGAAUUUGGGAUUAUUUUGUAAUACUCUUUUCUAACAUUUUGCUAGAUAUCUUGCCCACAAAGAUCUGCCUUUGAGGCUUCACCAAGAGACAUUGUGCUUUCCUUUAGCAACAUGUGUUGUUCUCUCUGCUCCCAUGCUCCACAGCCAAUUGGUUGGAAAGGCUGGUGGCUCUGAAACUAAUUUUGGGUAUUGGGUAUAGACUUCUUAGAAUAAAAAAACCCAACAAUUUAUAAAUGUAUAAAUUUAGAAAUUAAAUGUGUAAUUUUUCAUAAGAAAAAUAUGCUGAAAGCAGUAUUCCAGCACCAAAAUGUUUUUUUUUUAAUUACAUUUAUAUUAUCUUUCUUCCAGGGAACUCAAGGUGGCAUACAUAGUCCUCUCCAUUUUAUCCUGGCAACAGCUCUGUGAGGAAGGUUAGGCGUAAAGGCUGUGAUUGGCCCAAGGUCACCCAAUGAGCUUCAUGGUUGAGUGAGGACCACGAAUAACCAUGUCUCCCAGGUCCUAGUCUGGUGCUCACCACUGCAUCAUGCUAGCUUAGCAAUCAAGGAUUGCUUUAAUGGCACAGAGCGGUGGUUAUUACAUUUCAUUUUGUGCAAAAAUGUUUUCUUAAGUUUGUCAAAAUGAAAAUGGGUUAUGUGAGCAUUUGAAUUGAAUGUGGGAGACAAUUUCCAGAUAAUUAAUAAGGAAUGCAAAAAAAAAAAAAGUGGGUUUGUUCUGUAGUGGCACACGGUACAGGGACCACAUUUAUAGAACCAGAUCUUCAUAUUGUCCUCUUCCCUUCCAUUUUUGGGGAUGAAUGGGUAGAAUUAAAGAGUCCUGCUGGCCACAGGUGGGAGACACAGCUCCAUUUUAAAGGACAGCUGAGUGGUUCUAAGUCAGGCAUAUCCAACUCCUAAGAGACUGUGAUCUACUCCCAGUAUAAAAAAAACUGGCAGUGAUCUACCCAUUGUCAUUGGACGGAGGAGGAGCAUGCGUGGGGUGGGUGGAUUGCCCAGAAUUGUUGAGCUUUUUGGGGGAGGAUUGCACAAGGGUUUUGAGUUUUACCACAUAACUUCUUGUACACGAUAAGGAUCCCGUGAUCUACCAGGAUCUGCUGGGGAUCUACUGGUAGAUCACAAUCUACUGGUUGGACAUCCCUGUUCUAAGUGAUUCAUUUUAUCCUAUGAGCUGUAGUGUUAUCAAUCUGCCUAGUGACUGAUUCUUUCAAUCUAUCUAUAAACUGAUGGUAGGGCUCCGAAUGCUGUUGCUUAAUAUUGACAAAGGAGCUCAGCGGUUGCCCUGAGACAGGGACUUUCCGGAAGGCGCGUUAUACACAGGUCGUGGUGCAACUAAAAUGUAAAGGUGUCAGCGUCGCCUGGGCUGGUAUAUUAUCAUACUGACCCGCGCCAUAAAGUUGAUUGGCUGUAUGCUGCGGAUCAGACAGGGCUGAUGCACUAUGUUUAAAUUCACUCUCAAACACCACAUAGUGAGCCGGGGAUAAAAGCAUGCGCAUCAGGUCUUUCCAGUCUUGAGGUAGCAUUGUAUAACCAGUUGCUAUUCCCUCUAGCAUUCCUAUUACAUAAGAGGAUUUUAGACUGGAAUCAGUAAUGGCUUUCCUUAAUUCUCUCAUUACAGAAUAAGGAAGCGUCUCGUACAAUACCUGCUGUUGAGCAGUUCCUGGGUUUGUAUAGGUGAUAGGGAAAGCAGAUGGCAUUUCACCAGCCCAUUCAGACUCUUCCCCUAAGGACAGGAGCCCUUUCUGCCUAGCCAGAGAAAGCGCAGCGCGCACAGCUCCUGUAGAGCAAACAGGGGCUGUGGCAGGCGAAGGAGGGAUGGGGGGGAGGAUGCAGGCUGAGACAGUUGAGACGUAGGAAGGGAUUGGCAGGGUUGCGAAGGGGGCAAAAGCUUAGGGUAAGGUGGGGGAUUGUCUGCAACGGCUAAAAGGGCAGGGGCCGAAGGAGAUGGAGAUGAUGCCUGAGGUCCUAAUUUAGCAACGGCAUCUGCACAUUUCUGCCAAGUGAGCAGACAAUGAAUCGGAGCCCUCGGUUCUGCAAAGAGGGUCUUUCCGAUCUUUUGCCAAGUUUCUACUUCCAAAGAACCAGUUUCUGGAUAGGAAGGGCACUGGCAAGCAAUCUCGUAUAGCAGUUGUUCAAUUUCUUUUAAAGAAAUAUGAACACCCGCCACCCGCUGUCUAACGAGAUGAAGCAAUUCUUUAGCAUGCUCUUUCUGGAAUUUAGUCAAUUCCCCUCCCAUACUCACGAAAUAGCGCGCUGAGACUUUUCCAGUCGAGUGAAGUAUGAGGGCUGGCUGCGUAAGGGAUCUGGCAAUCACGUCGGGGUCACCAGAUGUUGGGUUGAAAUCACAACAGACGAGUAGCAAGUGUCAUAUGGGAGGCAUCUCUGGAGCAAGCCCCGAGAAGACUCUUUUAUUGAAUAUUACAACAUUGCCACAGGUGCACGCGUUGCUGAUUGGUUGAUACAAACACAAAGCAACUUGUUGCUGAUUGGUUAACACAAGUAGAAGGCAAGGGUUACAUAUAGGCAUUAAUCACCAAUAGAUUAAAGGCUGGGAAAGGGAGCACAGAACUAGACAGGCAUGAAACCUCCUAAUUAAAUUAUAACUAAUGAUUGAUAUAGCAAGACUAAAACAAUUACUAAUGAUUGAUCAUAACAUGAAAGAAUACAAUAAUCGUGUUCCGUAGAUGUGGUCAACUGUGCAUUAAGAACAGGUCAGUCAGAGUAUAAUGUUUUCAUGAACUUAAGAUGAACUGAACAUCCUAGGGAAAUGAGGGAAUGUCUUGGUGUUUAGAACUGGUUGUACAGUAUGUUCAGAAGCAGAGAAAAGCUUAGAAGCAAGACUUCCCAGAAUGCUAGAGAAAAGCUUAGAAGCAAGACUUCCCAUAAUGCCACAGUCAUGUGCAGAGACAGAACUUCCCUUCACAGGUGGGAGGAAGCAGCAGCAGCAACAAUAGAAGCUGCAUUGCAUCUGGUUCACUGAAAGGAGCACUGGAAUGGUGGAGUGCUCAAGAGAGCAGUAGCAGCCCCCAUCCCUAACCCAGCCUUUCCUCCAAGGGUGGACUUACAGUGCUCAUGAUUCGUGAUGCUUGGAGGCAAAGCAGCUCAGAGUCUUCUGCUUCUCCCAACCAAGAACCUCUGUUCAGCAGACUGACCACCAUGAAAAGCUAGUUUUCCUCCAGGGAAGGAGCUGGAGCAGGUUUUCUCUUAUUCUAUUUUCCAAUUGCUCUAGACUUAUUUGCAAUACUCCUUGCUAAUACUUAACCGUGUUACUUAUACCUGCUGUUUCAUAUUGUACAUAUCCUUUAAGGUACACUUAAAGCAGACAGAAGAGGAAAGCCUUUCAGGUCUUUCAAUGAGGGGGCAGCUUAUUGAAGGGUCAGGGUGCUUGUAAAGCUCUUACAGCGAGAAACCUUUCUGUUCGCAUAUGAGUUUUCCUCAGUCAGAGAAUUGUUUACAUUGGAUAAUGUUCAGUCAUGACUUUUGCUACCUGCAUUCUUAAGUGGUAUAGUUCCCGGAAAGCUGUACCAUGUAAUUCUUCUUAGAAAGUAUAGAUCUGUUCUGUGUUGGAACCAUUAACUUCCCUUCUAUGAAGGGCCCAAGGAGGUGUACCUGUAUAUUCUCUGCAAGUGCAGGGAGGGGCAGUCCCCUGAAUGAGAUGCAGAAUUCAGCUCUUUGAUUUACACCCCUCUCUCUCUCCCUCCCCGCUUUUGAGGCAAGAUUCUUUCUAUUGCGUUUCUGAAAAUAGGUUUGAAAGCAAAUGGAUCUCAGGAGCUAUAAGGAUGGCAGACUGCAACCCCCAGUGAUCAGGAAGAGGGGCUUCAGUGUGACACAAUAUUCCUUUCCUCUCCCUUUCUUUAAGUAGCAUAAGAUAAGUAAAUUGAACUUUGGCAAAAUGAGUAGAAUUAUGCAGAUAGGUAUAAAGGUAUAAAAACAUUAAUAAGUAUGUGCUGGUAGCGUUCACACAUCAUGGUAAACUGUAGUUAAUUAUUUACCACGAACGGCUCUCACUUCACUCCAUUCCCAGUACAAGCAAGAACAACAAACUGCAAUCCCUACUUAGUGUUACAGCCAGACCAGGGAUCAUGGUUAGUUUUGCUCCAAACAAACCAUAGCUAGUUUGCUUGAACUAUGGUUUACCACGUUGCAUGAAUUGGGCCACUGUAUGCUGAAACAGCAGCACAGUACUGUUUUUGUGUACAAUGGAAAGAAUACAGUGGAAAGAAUACACAUGUACAUUACAACAGCCUUGAAACCAAGUUUAUCCAAUCCCUGGGCCCAGAAGACCAAAGGAAAAGUUGUGAAAACUGAUUCCUGUUCACCCAGCCGGUUUAUAGUACUGUUGCUGAAGCUGAGCGGGUUUAGCACUAAUCAGCGCCUGAAUGGGACACUGCUUAGGCAUCCUACAUAUGCCAUAUUGAGCUCCAUGGAAAAAAGGCGUAGUAGAUGUGUAAUAAAACCAGUUGUGAUGUUUAAAACCUUUUUUUAAUCUUGUGCUGAGAGUUCACUUCCUUUAAAAACAACUAACAGCAUCUUCAGGGGAUGUGGUCAGAACUGGAUGACCAGUUGGGAUGAACUAGGCAAGGUGGGGUUUAACAUUUCCCUUGUACCUUUUUCCUGCUAACAUUUCCUGCCCCAGCAACUACUUGAAACAUCAUUUACAGAAAAUAAGAGCGACUUCUGGGAAUUUUGAGGGGAAUCGUUCAUUAUGUAAUCGGAACAGAUAAAACUAAUCCUUCACCCACCCCCACACCUCAGCGUGGAGCCAGGUUGAGCUGUUCCACAUCACCUAUAAAUUUUAAGAGAAAAGCAGCUAAAUCCUAAAUACAAGAGUCAAAGGUACUUUUAACAUUGUGUCUCAUUCAAAUCACAGGGAAAUGUAUUAAUGACUAAUCAGCUUUGCAAACAACAGUAUCUUGAAUUCUACUUAGUAAGUCUUUGUAAACAUUUCCAGCAGCUGAAAACCCUAUGGGUAUUCCCUACAGCUUCAUAAAAGAAAUGUAGGUCUCCCAGUUCCCAGUACCUGGAAGCAAAAUAUUUUUGUACUGCUGUCGGAACAAGGGUCCAGAAUGUCCACUAGCAGCGUAUGGACUUGUCAGAAGGCACCUUCUAUCAACGUGCUUUGCUUGUUAAAAAUUUAAACUACAAUCAUAUGCACACUUACUUAAGAGUCAAGUUAAUUAAACUCAGUAGGACUUGCUGUGCUUACUCUGGAGAAAUCAUGCAAAGGAUUGCUCUUAAAAUGUUUCACCAGUGAAUCAAUCUACAUACAAGCUUCUACUCUUUUUCUAGUCUCUGACACAAUGCCUUCCCCACAGUCCUAGAAACUGGUUAUUCCACUCACUCUGAUAAUUUCUGGGUAGGAGGAUAGGUCAGCAGUUUUGUGAACUAGCUAUUGUGUGUAUUGUGAUCCUAAAUGCACUUACAAAUAGUAUUUACUUGUGAAGAAAUCUGAAGUUGGCUAUUACAUAGCUGUAGUAUUCAUGGCUGCUAUGUUGGGGGACCCCAGCUAUAAGGCAUCAAGUUUUAAGCCUGAAGCUGCUGGAUUUUUCAGAUUUAACAUACAUUUUCAAGCAACGUUUAUGGGAAUAAACAUUGAAUGUUGAAAAAUAUUUAUCUGCAGAUUAUUGGAAAUAUUUUUGGAUAACACAAAUGUGUGCCUACAGAAAUAACUGAAUGGUUGAGUGAUUCAUUCUGGAUCAUUCAGUUUAAACAACUUGGGACCUACGGUGUGGAAUGAAUCAGAAAAUUUUAGCUAUAUCGGCUGCAGGCCAUAACUCUUGACACUAGAAUACUCCAAUUGGAUUGGCACACAACUGCUAGAUUAUCUUGUCUAAUGUAUCAACCUACAAUGCUUGUACGGGACACAGGUGGCUCUGUGGGUUAAACCACAGAGCCUAGGGCUUGUCAAUCAGAAGGUCGGCGGUUUGAAUCCCCGCGACGGGGUGAGCUCCCAUUGCUCCUGCCAACCUAGCAGUUAGAAAGCACGCCAGUGCAAGUAGAUAAAUAGGUACCGCUCUGGCGGGAAGGUAAAUGGCGUUUCCAUGCACUGCUCUGGUUCGCCAUGGUUAGUCAUGCUGGCCACAUGACCCAGAAGCUGUACGCCGGCUCCCUCGGCCAUUAAAGCGAGAUGAGCGCCGCAACCCCAGAGUCGGUCACGACUGGACCUAAUGGUCAGGGGUCCCUUUACCUUUUUACAAUGCUUGUAUAAGAUCCCUGCAAUGCCAGUGUAACAUAUUUUGUUGCAUUGCCCUAGCACAGCAGUUGGUAUACACUCAACUGUAAGUGCAUAUUGACUGGCUCUACAAGUCUUAGGAUCAGAGAGUAAAUUCCCAUAAAUCCAUGUGUCUAAGCUUAACUGGGUUACCAAUCAUAGUAAUUAGCUGUUACCUGGAGCUUUUCAUCCAUUUGGGGAAGGUAUGUAUUUCAUGGUUCCUUUCUGAAAGCUGAUGUAUUUACUCAGCACCAUCAUGUUUUACAUCGGUAGUAUUAGACUUUCUACUGUUUUUCUUUGCUGGAUGUUAAGUGGAGAUGUGGCAUUACUGAAGUCAUUCUAUAUACAUUUUUUUUAAUGUGAAUAAUAGAAACCAGAACAUGAUGACAUCUCUUCCCUUACAUAUAUAGGUUUCAGGCUGGGAAAGACAAACUUUUUCCAGAUUGUUGUUAAAUGCUUCAAAUGUCUCAGGAUGAGGAAGCUCUUGAGUGCUACGAUUUUAUUGCAGUGUUCAGAAUAAUUCGUAACAGCCUGAUUAUUAAUUGCAUGGCAGGCAUCCCUGCAAUAGGAUUGAAUACUGUUGUUGACUAAGUAAGUGCAGGCAUUGUAUAGAUAGCUGUUUUUCUUGUGCUCUUGCAAGAGCCCUUUUUGCUUGUAAAGCAGAAAGUGGUGUGGAGAAGCUAUGUGAUUGGAAUGUUGCAAUGUACCAUAGGGCUGCCUUUGAAAAGUCCCAUGCAUAGUUCAGCUGAUCCAGAAUUCUGUGGCCAGGCUUCCAAGGGCAAAUUACUCCCUUUAUUUCAACAGUUUCGCCAUUUGCAGUUUAAAGUUCAGGUGAAAAUGUUAAAUAAUUUGGAACCAAGGCUAAUUUGGUAAGGGUGUUGGGGAUUGUGGUUUGGUGAGGGGUAUACAGUUCCCAGGAAUCUCUGGAGGAAGCAGUCUGCUUUGAAUAUAUGGUGUGUUUGCAUCCCCCUGUCCAGAGGCCACUCUAGGGGAGUGCCACUGGUGCAGUUGCAUCUGGCAUGGAGUGCUGGAGCAGGUUCCACUACUUGUACUCCAGUGGAAGGCGAAAGGCAGGGAGAUGCUGGAUUUUGGGGGAAUUUGAUACGCCAAGGUCCACCACUGCCCUGUCAUUAAGAUUUUCUGAAGAGGCUCUCCUCUGUGGCCUUUUAACAUCUAAACUCUCUUGGACAUGGGAGAAGACUUUCGCUGAGGUUACUCCAAAGCUAUGAAACUUCCCAGCUAUUGAGGGCUGCCUUGCAUUGUCUCUGCAUUCCUUCUAUCAGUAUGCAAAGAUCCUUCCUUCUCUUUUCCUGCUAGGUUGUCACCCUGGCACUUGAUCUGUAAAUUAUGAUCUUCUAUCUCUUAUCCUAAUUUUUUUGUAUCCGAUUUUUUUUAUUAGCCUCUUGGAUUUGCUUGUUUUUAUAUUGAAAAGUGGGUACAGAUAACUUUAACUAAAUAAAGUAAUAAAUACAUGUACAGAUGCACAGGUGCAGAUGGAUUUCAUACUAGUGUUGAUUAUUGGAGAGAGAAAGUAUUGUGUCACAUAUAUGUAUCUAUUGAGCAUAACACGUUCCCAAACCCCUAUGCCGCCAUUUAUGUUAGCAAAGAUUAUCUAAAUGAGUCUAUAUAAGUUUUCAGCAUCUUGAGCUAUAAUCACAGAUACAGGUUUUUUUCUGUGAAGGCAGAAUUACAAUCUAAAAGCUAAAUGAAUAUCUGGUGAAGGAACAAAGGAAGUUGGAAGCUAAUUUGUGCCUUGGCACCUUCUUCAGAGACUAUCAAAGUCUUUUGAUAGUUAUAUUCUGUUAAAAGUUAGUAGCCCUAAUUCAUAAUUGUCCUUUUGAAAUAGUGGGUGGUGAGAGAAAACAUCAAAAGGAACCAAGGAUGAGAUAAUGGUUAGGAAGCAUCAAAUGGGCGGAAGUAUCAAAUGUGAUCUAACACAUAUUCUAUGUGCUGAAAAUGUUUUUUGAGAUGGCUGAUGCUUUUCAGAUGGUUGAAUUUACAGUGCACAUAUCAUCAUAUAACCUCUUCCAUUGACUUUAAAGAAGUCUAUAGAUAGCUUCUAUUGACUUUGCUAGAACAAUAUGCCACAAAGGAUUCAAGGCUGCCAUCAGAACAUAGCUACCCAUCAACUCCACCUAGUCUUUCUCUCUGUAAUGAGUAGAUGAACAGAACACAUUUCAUGAUGUCAUAUUCUGAGUUUCUUCUCCUUACUCCAACUCAUUGGCUGCUUCUUAUAAAGGUAAGGAAAUGUGGAACAUGAUGAGAUCAUGUCACACAUGUCACACAUUUUGUUUUUUCCAAACUAGAGGGGGUCAACAUAGUGUCCUCCAGAUGUUGUAGACUUGUACAACUCCUGUCAUCUUCAACCAUUCACUGUGGUGGCUGGGGCUGAUGGCAUCUGCAGUCCACAACCUCUUGUCGGCUGUUCCUGUUUUAACAUUAGUGAUGGGGAGACAUUGCUGUUUUAGGCUGCAGCCACAAGCCUCUUGAUAUUGUCUAGCUACACACUUAGGAUGUCAACAAUAUACAUUUAUGCCAGUUUUCAAACUCCCUUAUCUAUCAUUACUUCAGCUAAGAAAUCCUUCAAACUUCAGUUCAGUGCAUAAACGCAGGAUCUCUAAUGGAAGAUUUUCAAUAACCUCAUAAAACUACAAUGAGCAGGUUCCUUUGAGGGAAAGUCCAGCAGCCAAAUCUGUUCAGGCGAAGAUACAUUCUUAGUAACAUGGCUAGACACUGAACUUAGAUCAUUAACUACUUUGUUUACUGCUUUUGUCAACAGAGAGGCUAAUUGAUCAGUUGCUUUAAAUGCAAGUCUCCAGUUCUUGCCCAUUAAAGGAUUCUGUUUUGCUUGUGAUACUGCUGUUUUCAACUUGCUACUGAUCCAAGCAACAGGGAUGAAGCUGUGAUGCUUUUCUUGGAGGUACUGGAAAUUCCCCUUCCCUGUGCUGAGAAAAUGAAUGGUACCUUUAUUUGGUUCUCUUUAUCCAUGGUGUACAUGUUAGCAUUUAUAAAUUAGAGCAUUUUUAAUUUACUGCUCAUCUGGAUGGACUGUUAGUGUUUUUAUUUUUCUCUUUUGCUUUACAUGCUUUUUUAUUAUUUUCUAUUGUACUUUUAUCAUUUCUUGCUGCUUUGUUACCUACCCUGUGAACAUAAAUUUGUGUUGAAGGUGCAUGAUAUAAAUUAUGUAAAUAAGUGUAUGCAUGAAUGAAUUUCGGGAUUUAAAGCUAAACUAAACGAUAGAUAUAUUUUAACAUGUAUUAUAAACUUACUUUUCCUGCAUAAUUCUGGCUGUGCAGCAUAAUUGAUGUGUAGCCUCUGAAGUCCAUUUGUCUUAUUUGGGAAUUGCUUUUUUGUUGACUAUCCAAAUGAUAUAGAGUAGAUUUUGUUUCUUAAGCAAGAAAGAAGGUGUGCUCCUCCCUCAUUCAGUGUGGCAGUUAGAUCAUUUUAGCCUGUAGAGUUAAUGGCCUUAUGGGGCACAGGAUAUUUUUAUGGUAAUGUGCAUUACUUCACUUGCCUCAAAAUGUGCUGUGCCAGCCUUCCUGCAUUUGGGAGCCCUCAUGCUAAUUCUGCAGAGUGGAGCCCUGGGUUUAUGCCCCAAAGUGAUGACUUACACCCCCCCCCUCCAAUAAAGUUCUAAUUUCUUUUGUGGUGCAUCCAAAAUUUAGGAGGAAUUCACUUGGCUAAGUUCUUUUUCCAUUAUGAGCAGAAAACUUGCUUUCAUAGGGAAUUUCAUGAGGAAUUAAGUCAAGGGAAGUGUCCAUUUGGACCAAAGGCCAGUGCAGGUUCAGAAAAGUGUUUCAGAAUUUCUGGACAACAACCACCAGUAGAACAAGCUCAUACCUGCAGACAAGACAAUAGGUUAUUUGGCUUUGUUUACUGUAUGGGCUGCAAGUUACAGGCUGGAUUUGGAUCACAUGGGACACCUAAAAAAAAUCAUUGUCUUAGUAUCAGUGUGUGGUGUCUCUUCCCAUUAAGAGGUUUUUGUUUUAGGCUGAUAAAACUGUUUUCCAGUCUGAUGAUGAAGAAGAAAAAUAAGACUUACUCAUCAUCUUAAGUACUUUUUCAGAAGAUUGCUAAUCAGAGUCUCACUUCCUGAAUACCAGACAAGCUGAGAAAAGACCUUAGUAACAGAGUGGGUUUGUUUUGUUUCCAAGACACAUUCAUUUUAUCUGCUCUUCGUACUAAUCCUUAAGACCCAGCAGUACUGUAAAAAGAUUGUUACUUAGACUUAACAGUGAAAAUGCCUUUCUGGGAAUGAAGACUUGAUAAAUGGUGGCUUUGAAGUUUGAUAUAUGAGUUUUCUUUAGACAAGUUGUUCUUCCCUUGAUCUAAAUAUCUUUCUGAUUAUUUCUAAUUAUGAAAUUUUAAGUUGAAAGCAUGUCCUUCAACUGCAGUUAUUCACAUCUACAUGUCCAUUUAGCAACUACACCAAUAAAUUAUAGGGCAGAGUACAAACUUAGAUAAACUUUAUUCGCAUUAGCCAACGGCCAUAGCAACAUAAAACAAGCAAUAUAUACAAUUAAAAAAACCAACAAUGGGUAAAAGGGGCGUUCAAAUGACCAAGAUUAUCGUUCAGAUAGUGGCCCUUAAUCUCAUUGCACCCUCGAUAAACCUUUGCUGUUGUCUGAUCAUUUUGAUCUGAUAAAAGAAAGAACAAUGUGGUUGCACAUGGGCGGCCUGGAAUGGUAAGUAAGAGUGGGGUGAUGAUCUCAUUCCUCAGAUCUUUAUAAAGGGGACAGGACAGGAGAACAUGAGCCACUGUUUCCAGAUUGCCACCUCCACUGGGGCAGAGUCGUUUCUCAAUUGGAAUCUUUUGAUAUCUGCCCUCAAGUACGGCAGAGGGCAUCACAUCCAAUCUGGCCAGUAUGAAGGCACGUCUGUAUUUUGGGAUAGUUAAUUUAUACAAAUAUGGUGCCAGAGAAUCAAACUGAGAGGGGGGGGGAGGCAUACCAAGGACAGUGUUUCUUUAUAAUGGCCAGAUUGUUCUGUUGCUCUUAAGUCCUUCAGACGCUGUCCAGUUAGCCUUUUUGCUUUAAUAAAGCCCAUCAUGAGAAGCUGAUGUGGGUGGAGUCUGCAGGAGAGGAAUUUUUGGUGCACAAUUUUAGACCACACACUUUUAUGGGGGUCUUUUGUCACCAAGGGCAGUAGACUGGGUGGAUUUAGAUUUAGACGGAGCCAAUAAUUAAGAGUUCUUUGCCAGGACCGAGCUUCUACGCCUCCAGUCGUAAUGCUGCAUUUGGGACACAAGAUGAUACAGAAAAAAUCUGCCUUAAAAAUUUGGAUUGGACAGUUUCAAGAAUGCUACAAUGAUUACCCAUCCAAAUUUGGGCCCCGUAAAGUAUCUGUGCCACAGAUUUGGCUUGAAAAACUAAUAGGGCUGCUGGGAUGUAUUUGCCGCCCUUUGUAUGGAAAAAACGGGACAGCAUCUUAGCACUUUGGGCUGCUUUUUCUUUAACACAUUUUUGGUGUACAUCCCAUGACCCCAAUGACUGGAAGACUGUGCCCAGGUAUUUAAAGGCUUUAACCUGUUCAAUUGGGUGAUUGUCCAUACUCCAGCUAUGUGAUCCAUGUUUCCUUGCAAAAACCAUGACUUUGGUUUUCUGAUAGUUUACCACCAGCUGUUCUCUCCUGCAAUAUGCUGAGUAUUCUCCUACCAACCUUUUAAGGCCUAUUUUUGUUAGAUUUUGUCUUAGAUGUGCCCGCUUUGAAUGUCUCUUUAAUACCUCGUGAGUUGGCUUUAUUUGUUCCAGUUGUGGCAGGAGAUGAUAAUAGAUUAAAAAGUUUCUGCCACUGCUUCUUACAGGUAUGGUGAAUUAUCCUGGACAUCCUUAAAUUUUUAAUGUUUUUGCUUUUCUUCUUCUUGGGCUCUGAUUUUUUCCCCCAUGGUUUGUUGGUAUGUAGUGUGUGAUUUAUAGCAUUGGGACCAGAGGAAUUUUUUUUAUAUUGAGGAGGACUGUGCAUAUCUGAUGUAUCUGAUCCUGCAGGUACUCGCCCCACACUUCUAUCCUAUUUUCUUAGAAGUGGGGCACUGGCUAUGAUGUUUUUUUCUGGGAUCCGGGGAUAGCCUUUGAGGCUUAACAUGCAUUGUAUUAAUUGUUUUUGUCUUUGUGACAUUUUCUACUAAGCUUGAGCCAAGCUUGUUGAAUGGUUUGUACUCUCAUGGUCUAUUCGUAGUUCUUUGAGCUGUAUUGACCAGUCCAGCACAUUGGGAGGCAGCGGGAUAACCUCGUCUAGGGAGCUCUUAUUCUGAACUCUCUUGCUCACUUCUUUUUGGGGGAAAUAACUGGUGAUUUUGCUUUGCCUCCUUCGUGGCUCCGUAGAGCUAUGAGGUAAGGUUAGCGUGAUUCCCAGGUCCUUACAGUUCUUCCUGGUAAGGACCAUAAUAGAUAUAGGGCAUGGGGUAAUUGAAUAUCAGCAGUUCUCUGAUGACCCUCUGUUCCGGGGGAGUUUAACCUUGCCUUGGCAAAUGCCAGUCCAGGUGCUAACACUUAAAGAGAAUCACUAGUGAGGGCAAGGAUUUACAGUAGUUGCCACUGAAGCUUACUGAUAUCUCCAACAGACGAUAAGAUAAUAGCUGAUGCCAAAUAAAAAUUAUUGAGCCAAACUUGCUUUCAGUUCCUCAGGUAAUCAGCUGGUUCUAGUUUCUAACUGCGACAGAGGACUCGGCGUCUUCGCAUAGGGAGUGUUUUAAUCUCAUUUGCUAAUAAGCCUCUUUGCAAUAUUUAUUACUGGAGGCAGGUUGUCGAGCCUCGCUCAAAAUGACGUUGUGAGCCUUGUGAGGCUAUAGAAACUUAUAGAGUUUAAUAAUGCCUCUCAUUCAGGGGGGGCUGGAAGGGAGCUCAGCUUCCUGCAACUUCCUGCAGCCUCACGAUGGAGGUUGUUAGUCCGAUAAAAUAGCAGGGUAGAACAAACUUAAAGAAGCAGCCUGUACCCAUUUGGUUGCAGUAGCACAGUCUGAAUAGUUGAUCAAAAAUGGUACAAUCCCUGUUUUCAUUUGUACAAACAUUUGUGAGAGCAGAGCUUUAGACAGAGCAGAGCUUUAGUCAGAAGAGUCUAGGGGUUCUCCCAUGGUUUACUGUAGACAAUGCUUAGAAUUUCAGUUUGGUAGAGCGGCUGGGUUGGAGCACUCUUCCAAGAGAUACUUAGGCCCUGACCAAACUACAGUUUCCAGUCUUCCUUUGGGGAGUUUCUGCACUUAAAUGUAACAAUUUCCCGAAUGUGUAAAUUAGCUUCACUGGUUUAUUACAGAAAUCAGACAAAUUCAUGGAGGAUAGAAGGGCUACUAGACAAACCCAGCAUGUCUAAAUCAGUAUUGUCAACAUUCUGGAUUAAUUAACCAUAGUUUUUCAGUUUUGGAAACAAUGGUUCAACAAUCCUGGAAGCAUUUGAUUGUGACACAGAGAGGCUUACUGGGACCACGAAAAUGUGCAGGUUCCCAGAGAGGAGCUCACACAUACUUUGCUCCUUUUUGGUCCUUUUAGGUCAGCUGAUGUUUGAUUUAGCAUGUCAUCUGAACCUGGGAUUAUGGUUAAACUCUCCUUAACGACAAUCAAGAAAUCAGAUUCUGCUCAGAUUCAGGCAACAUAUUGCUUGGAUUAGCUGCUUUGCUGCACUCAGCUAAAAGGACCUGGAGAAGCAACCUGGCUUCUGGCUUCUCCCCAGGAGCCAGCAUAUUCACAUGUUUGGCUUAGCAUUAAGUGCAGAUAUGGCCAGACAAAGGAGGAGGAAAGGAGCUGUGUGAGGAUGGAGCUUUUGCAUAUCUGGGCUUAAUGAGAAAUGUUAUGUCUUAACUGGGCCAUCAUGGUGUAGGAAGAUCCAAGAUUCUCACUGGAUGACCCCGGCCAAAUCUCUUGCAACCUAACCUACUUCUCAGGGUUGCUGUGAGGGUAAAAACAGGAGUUGAGGCAAAGCACAUGUAUGUUUCCUGAGCUCUUUGGAGGAAAAGCAGAUGUAAAAUGUAGUUAAUUAAUAUGGAGAUGUGAUGAGAACAGCAGAUGAAUGGAAAAAAGUUAUGUUCUCAUAGCUGUGGUUUUGAAGGGUUGGGACUGGUCCACCCUGUUGUUAAUUUGCCUGUGUUUCAGAUUUUGAUUUGCAAGUGGUGGGUUGCAAGAACUUUGUGUAGGUGGGUUGCUAUGCAUCAGCACAUGGGAAUACUGAGCAGAACACAGCAGAGGUUUCUAGAAGAGGUAGAAGGAUGGAGCCAAAAACCAUUUUCAUUGGCUAAUGUCCUAAAAAAUGGUAGGGUGUAUUCAUAACAGAAUCAAAUGUACCAUGAAGCUCUCUGAUAGUGAAUUAAGUUCCUGAGAACCUAAUUUAAUAAUUUAAAAAUACAAGGCUUAGGAUGCUUGCUCCCCCAGACUGUCAUCUGCCCCUGAAAUGUCUGAAAAUGUCUGAAAUGUCCUCUGAUGUCAGGACUGAAAGUCUUCACCUUCUACUUUCCACUAAGGCUCCUCCCCAGCCAGAUGUUUUCUGAGGAGCCUCAAACUCCACUAGGGGGAGGGGAGGAAACUGUGCCUGUUGUUCUGCUACAUGCACAGCUCUUUUUGUCCUUGGAGUCAAGGGGGGAGGGGAGCUUAGCACAGCAGGAACGGCUUGCUCCUGGGAUGUUUAUACAGCACCUGUCCUUUCCAUCAGCUUAGUCUGAGCUGCUUUCCACCCUUGGCUCCUCUUGCUCACCAAAGCCUGUUGCAUCUUAAGCAUCCAACCAUUCCUCCUGUCCCACCACCACUCCCCUGGCUCUGAGCCUUCCUGCUCUGAGACUUCCCUAGGAGGUUCCCUAGGUGGUGCUUCCCACCACUCCUCUUCUCUGACACAAACUUAAAGAAGCAUAUUGGUCUAUCACCACCUUCUCUAGAAUAGGCUUUAAAUAGUCCCAGUUCCUCUGUACGUUUGUUGUUGUUGUUGCUGCUGCUGCUUUGUCCAUUUUGGCAAACUGAAGAAAUUGCCAUUGCCAUUCCUUCUUCCCAAGAUGAAUUCUCUUGCUUAACUUGUGCCUUCUCUUGCUUAAUUUGUGCCCCCUCAACAGGAGGAUCAGCACUGGGGCCUGCUGCUCCCUCAUCGGAGGAUCAUCUCCCUUCCUCUUUUCUCUUCUUCACUCAUUCUCUGCUCCGAUUCCGAACCACUGUCUCCUGGUGCUGCUUCAGUUGCCCAUCGGCUGCCGAGUCAGCUCAGUCCUGAAGCUCAGCUGUUAGAGACGUUCAUCGGAAAGCUACCUGUUUUGUCAAAGGCAAAAGGAUUCUUUGAAGCAAAUGCUGGACCAGUGGAGGAGAAAGGCUGGAUUUAUUGAGCAAAAUCAUUUCAUACACACACAAGGGUACAGAACCCCUCCAAAGGAUCAAACAAUUCCUCCUCUGCACAAGGAUAGACAGGCAAACAAUAACCAAACCUUAACGCAGAAUACUAACCACACAAGCAACAACCCCUCCCUCUUUACCAGGGUAUGAUACCAGACAGAUGCCAGGAUCCCUCCUUCCACUUGUAUGGAGUCCAGGGGUAGCAGCAGAGUAGAUUGCAGUCUGGCCAGUUAUGCAGCACCUGCAGCAGUGUGGGCCUGCAUCCUGGCCCAAGCCCUAUGGUUUUAUCUGCUCCAGAGGUGAGGCUAAAUGUCCUGGCUACCUGCACCGGUUGUGAUUGGUACUACCUUCACCUGGUCUGGGAUUCCCAUGAUCCAGGACAGCAAAGCAAUCAACCCACAGUAGGCCAUCUCCAACAAAUAGGAGUGCUCCUUCAAGCACUUAAUCCAGCAUUGAAUGAAGGGUUAAUCAUGCAAGACUGCCUACACCUCCUUGAUUACAGUUCUUCCGCAUUUCCAUUACACCAGCCUCCUACAACUUAAGCCUAACCAUGCCCUCAGGUGCAGCAGAAGACAAGUCUUUGCCCUGACAGAUUUUGUGGUUAGAUUUUGUUUGGAUCAGAAAUGUAGAUUGGAAAUGUUUAAUUGGCAGGGGGGUGGGAACUACAUUGGUAAAAUGGUGGUGAGAAAAGGUUCACUAUUGUAGAAUUACAGUAUAAUUUUGCAGCACUAUAGCACUCUUUCCUUUACGUAGUAGUUCACUAUUUUUUUAAAAAAAAACACAACACUAGGAAAUCAGUUCAGUGCCAGUUAAAAGACAGAUUGUUAAAAUGGGAUGAUUAAAUGAUGUCCACUUUUAUGUGUCCUGAACUAUGAUAGGUUCUCUGUCCAUCACUGCCCACAUAAAAACAACCCCUAUUCUUUCCUUUUCUUACGGUGAAACUGUAAGGCUAAGUAAGGCAUAUGCAUCUGUGGAGUUUUCAUGACUUUCCAGCCCUCUAAAAGGUUGGAAUUAGAAAAACCAUUGUGAAGACAAAGGAAGACUGCAAAAGCUUAUGUUGUCUGGACCCCCGUAACAUAUGAGUAUGAGGAAGGUGUAGUGAUUUCACACUAAAUGCCUAGUGUGAAAACUGACGUGUUUGUGAAACUUGGGUCCCUGUGCAAUAAAACACAAACAUCUGUAAAAUAAAUCAUAUUUCAGAAUAAACCCAUUUACAACAUGAAAUGAGUUCAUGGUAGAUUUUCAAUAUUAUGGAAGGGAAUAGCGCACACAACAUCUAGUGUUUUUGCAUUAUUAGGGUGACUAUGUCUUAGGUCUACAGAGAGAAACAAGUAAGGCAGAGCUUUUUUAACUAAUUGUUUCCAGACCUUCUGUGACUUGCGGAAGACUUUGGUUCUUCCGCUGUAUUAUUAACUUAUGAGUUAAGGGCAAUAUAAUAUCUAUAAAUCUGAUUUAGCAUUUGACUUUUUCCUAGUUUAUGUAUGCCCCAGUUCUCAAAGCACAAAUGAAAACGGGCUACUUUCUAAAAAGUCAGAAAGAGUUUCCUUUGUGUUUCUUUAUAAGUAGGGUAGAUCAAAUCAGAUUUUUAAAAAUUAAAUACAUUUUUAACUAUUUCAAAAAUAAAGUUUGAUAGAAUAAAAACAUGAUGCAAACGUGUCGAACGAAAGCUCAUACUUAUAAACACUAGAGGAGUGCAAUCCUCCACCUACUCUGAAGUAAAUCUCAUUGCAUUCAGUGGAACUUAUUUCCAGGUAAAUAGAUAUGGGAUUGCAGCCUUAAAGAUAAAUCCUCGACUGAGGACAUAGUGCAGUAUCACAUACAUUGGGUUAAAAACUGCUAUUUCACAUGAAUAACCAGUUCCUUUCAGGUCACAUUAUAAAUAUGCCAUUAUAGAUUAUGAUUAUGGGCUUGAUGCUGGGAGCUAGGAAUCUGGCUCUUAGAUUCAGGCUUUGGAGAUACCUCUGAAAUAUGAACUCAUUCCAUCUGGACAGUUUUGUACUCCUGUUAUAAUGCCCACCCUGUCAACUCAUCCUAACUUCUAUUUUGAAAUACAGACCUCCCCCUCCCCCCCCUUAAAAGGUUUAGGGCUGAAGUGCCAGUAUCUUCCUUCUUUAGGAAUCCCUAGCUCAUUUCUUCAAUGAUACUUGGUAUAUUUAGCACACUCUCCUUCCGUAUGUUGCUCUUCACUGGAAUAUUAAAAAGAGAAACAAUACAUUAUGUUAAUUGCUUUGCAAACACAUCAUUGUGUUCUGCCCUUGGAAUGCUGGUUCCUGGAGUCUCAGAUCUCUGGUCAGUCUUUACUGUAUUGUACACAGCUUCAUUUCAUCUCAGACAAGUGUCCUUGUGAGGUAGCUAAGAGUCUUUUAAAUUACAUUUAUCUAGUUAAGAGUGGGUUCCAUUCUUGAUUUUGCUUCCUCUCUGAACCACAGCUGUAGUUAGCAAUAACCCACAAUGAACUUUGGGCUUACACGUAACCUCUCUUCACUCAUCUACCUUUGUGGGCAAAAGAAAAUGAAAGCUUCCACUUAGAACAGACCACAGUCUUGUGCUACAUAUGAACUCGCGAAUGCGGAUUUUUUUUCUUUCAGUUUUUAUUAUUUCCAUUAAACGUUGCAAACAACAAAUAUAGCCACACAAGAUUAUUUCAGUUCCAAGCUUGUACAUAACAAAGCACAAUACAGAAGCAAGAAAAUCAUGUACCAACGAGAUAUUAUGAGCACUCUGCUCCUGUGCGUUUUGAGAUUCAUCUUAUCGCAAGGAUUCUGUACCUCAUACAUUACCCCACUUACAAUGACCCCCAUGUGGCCUCUUCACAUAAGCACCUGAGAGACUUGGGGAUAUAGGAUAUGUUGUCCCUUAUUUUGGGGAAAACUGUGGUUUUCUUUGGAGUAAGAGCAGAAGCCUUCAUUCUCCUGCUGUUGUGUGCAGAGGAGAAGAGAGAGCACACAAACCUAAGGUUUUCUGUGGUUUGUUCCUGAUCACCUGAGCCAUGUUUUAUGUGAUUAACUGAAGUGGUCCCUUUGCGCUUUGCCUUUUCUUCUCUUUCAUGAAAGCUUACAAUACUCCCCCCCUUUCAUAGUAUCUGUAUUAUUCCUCACAUCCUUUAUUUACUUUAGUUCUGUCAUAUCCGCUGUAGAACUUCACCUCUUGUAUUCCUGCUUCAUAAAAAGGCAACUUAUCUCCUAGUGCUUUGUUAAUUAACCCUCUGGGUGGUCCUCUUAAAAGGAUGUGUCUCCUUGGCAUUGCAGCAAAUCUUUGUUUCCAUUAAUCUGAGUCAAAUGACUACACUACAGCAUGGAAAGAUCGGGCCUCUUUUGAGUGGGAUGCAAUACUGUUGGUGACACCUCCUUCUUAAACAACAUGGAGAAGUUAUUAUGACCUACUUUCAAAUUAAAGUUACCAACAUAACUAUGAAUUUUGUUCAGUGUAUUUUACUAGGCUAUUUCCUCUGUCAUAGUUUUGUUAUAUUGGUGGAGAAGUUGUAAGUUCCUUUCAAUUCUGUUGCCUUGUACUUCUGCAUGAUUUCCUUUUGUCACGCUAUGAUAACAACUUGGAAGUUUAAAAUCAUAUUAGCUCCACUGGUUCUGAACACUUCAUUGCAGGGAGUUGAUGUAUGUCUGGGGUAGAUGUGAAUUGCUUGAGGCACCUUUUAGUAUCCUGCAUAAUAUAUUAUCUGAGGACAAUGUUGUUGCACCCUGUGUAUGUGAGGAUUCCUCUAUGGGUAAAGUUCUGUUGAAGUAACACUGCCCUCAUGUGGUGGAGGGUAAUGGGAAUGCUGACUUCUUUCUUUCCUCUUUGUCAAAAUUUUACUCUCUCCUUUUACUCUCUCUCCAUUCUCCAUAGACUUCCUGUAAAUACUGUUUUUUACUUGAAUACUUAACUCAGCUCUGCAUCUUCCUGUGUACUGUAUUGUAACACUGGCUAACAUUCUGUUUCAGAUUUAUGUUUGGCAGUCUCUCUUAAUUGCUCUUUACUACCUACUAUUGUUUUUCCCCCAUUCCUUGUAAUUUGUUCCACCUUGUACCAAGUGCUUGCUGCAAAUAUUCACUGCUCCUCUACCACCCACAUAGCUGUGUGUCUUAUUUAUUCUUUGUUUCUUCUCUUUAACAAACUCAAGCUUUAAUUGCUUUCUGUAUAUUGCUUCUAUCCUGACAUCCUAUGAGUGUCUUUCAGAACACACUGGUUUAAAAUUAAGAAGACCGGGUUUGUAUUGCAAAUUUAAAUAUCAAUCUGUGCAUUUACUGUUCAGGUGCCUCUCUUCACCCUCCCUUCCUUCCUUCCUUCCUUCCUUCCUUCCUUCCUUCCACCCAUCCCUUGAAGAUGACCACCCAAAUAUUUACUAAAACAGGAAAGUGAUGUUUUAGUAAUCAAGAGAAUCUAAAUUAUGAGAUGAUGAAUCAAAAGUAUAAAUAGUACAAACCUAGUGUCUAAAGUCUUUUUAAAAAAUUGGGGCUGAAUAAAUUGCUCAGAGAGGGAUGGAUCUUUGUUUUUCUUCUAGACUGUCAGAAGUGUAAGACCGCAUUCUCGCAUCACAGCAGUACUAAUGAGUUUGGGUCCUGACCUGCAGUUUCUCUGUGCCCUAAUAAUAUCCACAAGGCUUUCAUCAGAAAUACAGAUGCAAUUACUACUUCCUUGCAUCGCAUAUCUCUUCUUUUUGGAGAUUGUUUAGUCGUUUAGUCGUGUCUGACUCUUCGUGACCCCAUGGACCAGAGCACGCCAGGCACUCCUGUCUUCCACUGCCUCCCGCAGUUUGGUCAGACUCAUGUUUGUGGCUCUUUUUGGAGAUAGAAUAAUAUAAUUGGAGAUGUGAAUUCAUUUGAAGUAGCUAGGUUUAUGCCUCUCUUCCUAUCUUGGGCUGCAGCUCCCUCCUUACACCAUUUAUUCUGCUAUCACCAGGUUGGACUCUGCUUUCCUUUUGGGUAAAGACAAAGGCAAAGUAGGUGUUGAGCAGUUCUGCCUUCUCUCUGUCGCCCAAUAGCAUUUCUCCAUCUUCUCCACACAGAGGACCUACUACAGUACUUGCAUGUUCUUCCUAUUGCUUCAAACAUAGCCAAAUAAGCCUUUUAGAAUUAUUUUAGACAUUAUUUUAAAAUAUUAUCCCGUAUUAUUUGGUGGGAUUAGAUCUUGUCCACAAACAGCAUAGGCACUACUUAAAACAUUACAACAACCAGCCAAAAUCUGUGACACCUACAUCCGAUCUCCAGGGAAACAGCCACCAUCCUAAUAUGCUGAUAAAGCCCAAACCCUGGUCUCUGUGUCUCUUACUCUGUUUCUGACUUAAAACUGCAGUCUCUCUUCAAGGAUGUCUGGAUUACCUCUGGAAGGAAGGAGAAAGGCUUGCCUGCUUACCUGAUGGGGUUCCUUUUCCAGUUCAGAAUAUUCUAAAAAUAUUCAGUAUUAAGAGCAAUUGCCUAGGCAUUUUGUUUCCAUGGAAACAUAUCACCUGUCGUGGAAGAAGGCAUGUGCCAACUUUGCCAGGAUCACCAAGGCAAUUUCCACUAGGCUUCUCCUGUCUAAAUGUCCAGUCAUAAAAAAGGAAAAGAGAAUGUAGCACAAAAGCAUGCAGGGAAUAGAGAAUAUGUUCAUGGAAGGAAAGCCUGGAAAAGGUGAACUUUCAGCUGCUUGCUUGUCAGGAAGCAAGGUGUUCCACAGGAACAUACGGACACAGGACAGAGUACAGAAAAGGUGAGGGAAGAGGGAGAUUAAGGGCAAAAGAGAUUGUAAACUCUUGAAAGCAGGGGCCUGAGGUUUAAGAUGAAUGUGAUACAGAAAGGGAACCCAGUGAAAAAUAGAAAGAAUAGGGAAAAUAACAAACUAAGAACCAGAGAAACUAAGAAUCACAACUGAUUUUGAGAACUGAAGAAUGUUGAAGACUGAUCAGGAGAGAAAAAACUAGAAGGUCAUCAGUGUAAAAACUAUAACUAAUAUUAAUUAAAUGAAUAAUAGUUGCAAGGAAGGAAAGAUAAAUAAAUACAGUGGUACCUUGGGUUACAUACGCUUCAGGUUACAUACGCUUCAGGUUACAGACUCCGCUAACCCAGAAAAAUAGUACCUCAGGUUAAGAACUUUGCUUCAGGAUGAAAACAUAAAUCGUGCUCUGGCAGCGCGGCGGCAGCGGGAGGCCCCAUUAGCUAAAGUGGUGCUUCAGGUUAAGAACAAUUUCAGGUUAAGAACGGACCUCCAGAAUGAAUUAAGUUCUUAACCCAAGGUACCACUGCAGGAGGAAAGGGCUGAGAGAAACAGAUUUUUGGGGGUAUCCAAAGAGAAAGAAAAGAGGAACAAUGAGACAAACUGAAAAAGGAGGAACUCAUGAAAUAACUUUCCCAAGAAAAAAUCUAGAGAGUUCAAAGAGGCAAAAAGGAUAAUGUAGUCAUCAGUAUUGAAAACUGAAACAGUUGAAAAAGGAGAACUGACUGAUGGCCACAAGUUCUAACUGAAAGAACACCAUAAGUAACUGUUGGAAAAGAUGGGGGGGGUUAGGUGAAUGAAAACAACAACACUGGGGAAUAAAAGAUGAGGUGGGAAGGGAAGAUUGGAAAUAUGUCUGGCAUAUUUUUUCUUUUUAGAAUUGGAAGGACAAUAUCAGUUUUGAAAGGAACAAGAAAUGAAGGAGCCACCCAUUUUGAGAAACUUAGGCAGAACAGAAUCAUAUCAAGGGGAUUCUUUUUAAAAACAAAAAACCAAAAACCUGAAACAUUAGCAAAAUAACCUCAGUCAGGGUUGCAUGAAUGAGAGAGGAAGGGAGAGAGAAUGCAGGGUUGUAAAACAAAGUGAAGAAGAUGAAGUAACUGACAGAGGAGAGACACAAAUUGAAUUGAUUUAUUAGUAAAAUAUUGAGAAAAGAAAUGAAGAAAGAAUGGGAAAAUAUUAAAAUACUUACACCCUUGUCUUUCUGACCCUGAAGCAGCUAAUGGUCAUCAUAAAAGCAUACAUGCCAGUUAAGUAAACAUCACUUGUCCUAAUGCUGAACUCAGUCCCAGCAUGAUAGAUUUGUAGCCAAAAGAGAAUUACUGAGCAACAAGAAGGUAGUACCUGCAUGCUUAGUUAAAUCCUGAGGUAUGGACUUUUUAAAAAAGAUAGCCUUAGGGGACAAUUCCCCUUCCAUAAAACCCUUUAAAAAUUAUUUUUUUAAAGCAAACAUAAAAACCGGAGUUGUAUUUAACCAGCAGCUAAAGAACAAAAAAAAAUCAGAACUGGUAAACUCAUUAGAGUUACUUCUUAGAGUGUCCUGUGCAAAUGUACAUCUACACAGAUAUGUUUUGCCUGCCUUGUUGCCAGAGGGAAAAAUAAAAGUAGUUCAGCUGAAUCUCCUGGACUAAGAAUUCUACCACCUGACUGUCACCACCAAAAAGGCCCUGCCCCAUGUGCCAUGGAGUAAGGCCUCUCUUGACCAUCAAAGCGUAUCUGUAGGGUCAUAUGGGUUAAGACAGGCUUCCUCAACCUUGGCCCUCCAGAUGUUUUGAGACUACAAUUCCCAUCAUCCCUGACCACUGGUCCUGCUAGCAAGGGAUCAUGGGAGUUGUAGGCCAAAAACCUCUGGAGGGCCGAGGUUGAGGAAGCCUGGGUUAAGACAAUCCUUAAGGAUCAAAAACAAUGGGACUGAGAUAUUUUAAUUGCUGUUAGGCAUUAAGUAAUAUGAAUGCAUUGGAAGAGUUGCAUGUAGAACUUUGAGUAAAUAAAUAAAAUUAAAAUAAGUAAAAGCAGCACUUUAAAUUGGGCCUGGAAAUAAUUUGAUCUGAAAAACAGGCUCCUGUUAGCAUUGAUUUUGCAUUAACUGGAGUUCUGGAUAUUUUUCAAAUGUGGCCCAGUGUAGAGCACAUUAUAGCAAUCUAAACAGAAUAUUACCAAGCUGUGCAUAAGGACACAUUAGGUGCACCAAGUUGGGAAGAGAUGACAGGAAAAAGCAUAAGAAAUUGCAUGGGGAGAAAAGUAAACUUACUUAGCCAAAAAUAAAGCAAGUGAAAACGAAGGCAACACAAACUUGCAGCGAGCAAAACCUGUAGGAGAGCAAAUCUUGAGCCAAAGUCACUUGGAGGCUCAUGUGCAGGAAAUGUGAUAGUGGAGAUUGUGAUGGAGCCAGAGCUGAGGGGAGAAGGAAAUGCAAGAGCAAAGAGACAAGGGCGCAAAAUAAUCAAAUGAGAAAGAAACAGCUGGGGGAAAGCUGCAAAAGUGGCUGAUGUAGAAACAAACAAUAGGCAGCAGAGGAAUGAGCCAGGGUUCUUUUAGUGAAAAUAGCUCCUCAUAGACUGCAUAAACAGCGCAUACUGUAUUACAUUUACGCAAUACAUACUAUGGCAUUCACACAUUUGUACAUGCUACACCUAAACUGAAGCAUGUGAAUGGAGUUAGAAAACCUGAAGAGUUGGUGCCUAUCAACUUAAAAAUAAAUAAAAGCACUUGGUAAAGCAUGAGCUAUAAAUCAGUAAGUCAUGUGAUUUAUUCUGCAUGCUGCUUUCUCAUACAUUGUUCCCGACUGAGAUGCGUCUGUCACAAGUGGCUGUUAAGCAAGUUUCAUUUCCUGCAGUUCAUAUCUCAUGAUCUGUCCGCAAAAUACCGACACAACAUCUUUCUUGUAACUGACCUAAAAUGCGACAUUUGUGAACGGUUUAAAUUCAACAAAGAAUGAUUGUAUUCACACAAGUCCUAGUCAGGAUGCUGGGUCUUUUACUCAGGGCGCUUCGGAACGUAUACAUUUCCUAUACAGAAAUGUGAUUGUGGGAGAUGGGAGUCUGAGAACAACAUGUAGCUUGUAAUGUGUGGUGAUAAGGGAAUCUAAUUGCCCAGCUGUGUCAAGUCCAGCUCCAACUGGUUUGGGUUGCUAAAAGUUCAAUAGCCAGUUUAGCACUUCUGAACCAACCGGUUUGUUUACGGUUCAUGUGGAAAAAUUAAAAUGCCACCUGCAUUAUUUAUUUCAUUUUUAUCCUGCCUUUCUUCCACAUAGCUCAAGGUGGCAUCCAUGAUUCUCCCCUGCCCCUUCCAUUUUAUUCUUACAACAAUCCUGUGAUGUAGAUUAGGUUGAGAGAUAGUGAAUGACCAAAGGUUACCUUUAUGGCUGAGUGGAACUUAGAAUACGGAUCUCACCAAGCAUAGUACAAUCACCACAUUGGCUCUCAAUUAGGAUACUGAAUUGCAUGAGUGAGGAGAGAUGUUAAUAUCCUUCUACAUGCUGCUUCUCCAAUCUGAGCCAGCAGAUAAAGGAGUUGGAAAAUCCCAAGGAAUAUAAAAUUCCUGCCAGUAUUAGUGAUUUAAUUCUGGUUGGGUAUGUAUAUUAAAAGCCUUUUCAAUCAUGCAUGUUCAACACUUGUUGCCUGCAGAGUGGCAUGUGUGAAUCAAAUUCCCAACACAAAUCUAGUUCUGCAGAAAGAACUUACGUAUCCCCUUCAAAGCAAGGGAUUAUCAAUGCUGCAAGUCACUGUUACAUGUGCAUCUGUUUUAAUAGAAAGUUGUGACCAAUUGUGCACAGAUUCAAGUAGCAAAAGAGAGGCAUGUGAAGCAUCAUAUGAGAUGAAAUACAUAAAGGUAAAGGUAAAGGACCCCUGACAGUUAAUUCCAGUCGUGAAUGACUCUGGGGUUGCGGCGCUCAUCUCACUGUACUGGCCGAGGGAGCCAGCAUUUGUCCGCAGACAGUUUUUCCGGGUCAUGUGGCCAGCAUGACAAAGCCACUUCUGGCAAGACCAGAACAGCGCACGGAAAUGCCAUUUACCUUCCUGCCGGAGCGGUACCUAUUUAUCUACUUGCACUUUGACGUGCUUUCAAACUGCUAGGUUGGCAGGAGCUGGGACCGAACAAUGGGAGCUCACCCCGUCGCGGGGAUUCAAACCGCAGACCUAAUCGGCAAGCCCUAGGCUCAGUGGUUUAGACCACAGUGCCACCCGACCGGAUGAAAUGCAUACUGUUGUGCUCAAACUAGUUUGUUAAGAAAAUCCCCAAACUCGGUUCUAUGUGUGACUCUGGGUCAGCUCCCUGCGGUAGUUUAUUGUUGUACAUUGUUUUUAAAUUUAUUGUUGUACAUUGUUUUAAUUGUUUUCCUUCUGUGACUGUACCCCCAAGUGUGUUUUAUAAGCUGGUCUCCGACCGUAAUAAAUUAUCUAUCUAUCUAUCUAUCUAUCUGUCUGUCUAUCUAUCUAUCUAUCUAUCUGUCUGUCUAUCUAUCUAUCUGUCUAUCUAUCUAUCUAUCUAUCUAUCCUGUUGUGUGUUUAUCCCACACAGAUGUAGUUUGUAGGAAAGCAGAAAUAUUUACCCAUGUGUACUAAUGAAGCACUAUAACAGAGCCACAGUGGGAAAUUGUUCUGUACUGAAGUUUUUUGGUUUUGGUAAUUCCUGGGUUUUGUGCUCAGACCGGCCAAACAAUACAGAUUUUAGAAUAGCAAUGCGAAGUUGAUUUAUGGUGAAAGUCUACUAUCAAACCCUUUUCAAGAGAACAACAAGUCUGUAAAUUUAAUUUUCUCAUUUUUCAAAGUAUUAAGUUUAGUUCUUCACAUUUCUACUUUAAUUUGAGGGUUUCUUUUGGGGGGGGAAUCCCUCAUAAAAAUUAAUCAGUGUUUAAGUGCAAAUUUCCCCAAUGCACACAUUUUUGCAAGCAAUUUUUGCUGAUAUAAUACAUUUUAUGUAAUAUUUUCACUAAUAAAUACAUUUUAAUACAUACUUUGUCCCAGUAUACAAUUUUUGAACACAUCAUUUGGUUGGGAAACUGCAUCACAAAAUUCAGAUAACAUUGAAUAUUAAAGGAUAGCUGUGUUUUGGUUUUCUUAUUGUUUCAGAAAGUGCAAUUUAGGUAUUAAAAUUCUAACUGAACCAAAUUUCUUCUCCAUCACUACCCUUGUGUUGUGAUUUUUUGUAGUACCUGAAAGCAUGUGCUUUUUAACAAAAUGUGGGUCAGCUAUACAAUUGACCUUGGGAUGUUAACUCUUACAAUAUGCCUGACUGACUAGCUGGAGUUAAGUAAGAAGUCACUUUCAGACAUCUCAAAACUGGAUCACAGUAGUUCUCGGCACCAGAUGUAUUUAAGCUUGUAAUGCAGGUCAGUUAGAGGAAAGCAUGGUGUUAUUUUGUUAGACUGUGAAAAAGUCAUAUGAUAGUUGAUGUACCAUAUCUCAAUUCAGCAUCAGCUGGUACAAAAUCUGCUUGGGUGGAUAAAGCCAAAGUCUACAUGUGACUCCAUCUUGGGUGUAUUUCUAGCUUAUUUCUUCAAUCUGUGCAGCUGAGGAGGAAAAUUUAAGUCAUAUAUUAGGAAGAACUUCACACCCAUAAAUAGAUGGAGGAAAAUAUUAAGGGAAGUUUUCAAACACUGGUAGUUUUAAAAAUAAGCUAAACACUUGUUAGGGGUGGCUUGACAUAAUUGGCAGGCACUGUUACUUAAAAGUAAAGAAAGUAAACGACAAGAGCCUUUUAUGUUUCUGGGUUCUUCUAGUUCACUCUUUGCUUUUUAAAUUUUGUAUGAGUUAGGGAAUGUUCGGAUGUUUUGAAUGGCUGAAAGAGGCAAGAGGCAGUGAAUAUCUUUGCUUUGGAUCAAUCCCAGUUUGGCAAUUUGUAGCACAUAUUGAAAUACUUUAUUUAUUUACUUAUUUGUAAACUUAUUUGUAAUUUUUAUAGGUCACCUUUCAACCAAAUGUUCUCAAAGCAUAUUCCACUUAAUAUUUUAAAGGUAAAAAUGAGCAGCUUGGAUCAGACCUGGAAAUAAAGUAGCAACCAGUGAAGCUGUUUCUAAGUAGGCAUUAUAUUUUUGUUUGUUUGUACUAAAAUUUCUACCUGCCUUUCUGUAUCAACUAUAAUCUAAGUGGCUUUAUAAUUGAGCCCUUUAAUAUGUUCAUACCAACCUAUACCCAGCAACAGUAAGAUGCCCACUUUAUGCUGAAAUUUCCAGUGUCUUCAAGGGCAGCCCCACAUAGUAGAUAUUACAGUAAUCUAAUCUAGAAAUAUCCAGUGCAUAAAUGGUGGUAGCCAGUGCCUGUCUUGCAGCAACUGGUGCACCAACUGAACACUGAAAUAGAUCUACAGUCUUCCAUUCAGCAUGGGCCUCCUGACACAUAGAUGCAUUUUGGCUUCCUAUCUCUAUCUAAAAUCUGUCCUGUGUAUAAAGUGAUAAUAAUAAUGCAGCCCACUAUUUAUCUGCUUGUCAAAUUUCCUCAGCACCUACCAUCUAAAGACAUAGCCUGUGAAGUCAGUAGAAUGGGGUUCUUUAGGGGAACUCUCAGAAUAUGUUGAACUGUUCUUUAUUCAGGAACAGUUUGUGUUAAUGCACAUAUAAAGCAUUAAUUAUCCACACAGCAGUUGCUCAUCUUUCCCCCCUUUUUAAAAAAAGUUCAGUUUUAGAAGUCCAGAUUUAGAGCAGGAGAAGAGCAUUCCAAGGUUGUUCUAAUUACAGGAGAAUGAGCAUUUGGCUCUGGUUGGGAGGAUGAUGUUAUUGUAUGCAUACAAGAAAGGGGGUUUCAUCUGGGACUCCAGGACCUUGAAUGAUUUCAUCUAGAAUGAUUUCAUCUGGUACAAAAGAGUGAAAACCUCUCAUUUCCCUCCCAACUGAUACAUUCUUGAGCAGUUACGUUGCGCCAGUAUUUGUGGCCAAUGUUGCUCUGGGUAACAGCUCUCUGUACCCCCCAGGGACUUGCACCUUUCUUUUGAGAUACCAAGAAAUACCAUGCUGUCUACAUUCCUUUUCCCAUAUAGAAGAUUUAAUAUGUUUUGCAAGUACAGCAAAUCUUCGGUAAGUUUUCAAAACACAAUGCUAUGGCCACGGGCCUAAGGAAUUUGAAAUGCAAUAACAAAGAGUAAUUGGAACAAACCCAUAGUCCAGGAAAUUGGAGCUUCGAUGAUGUUGAAAAACAUUACGAGUAUGACCUCUUUACCACUGAAGGACAAUAUGUCAGGUUUUGCUGACAUGAGAUUGUACAGCUAUGAAUCACAACCUUAGGGUAUUAGGAACAUAGGAAGUUGCCAUAUACUGAGUCAGACCAUUGGUCCACCUGGCUCAUUAUUGUCUACAUUGACUGGCCAUGACUCUUGAGGAUUUCAAGCAGCGCUACCUGAAGAUGCCUAGGAUUGAACCGGGGACAUUCCACAUGCAAAGCACAUGCUCUAACCUGGAGCUGCAGCCCAUCGUCUAGUUCAGUGUUCCCCAAGCUUGGGUCUCCAGCUGUUUUGGGGCUACAACUCUCAUCAUCCCUAGCUAGCAGGACCAGUGGCUGGGGAUGAUGGGAACUGUAGUCAAAAAACAGUUGGAGACCCAAACACUGGUCUAGUUGAUGUAUAUGUACAUUUCAUGUUGUUUAUCACUUCACUUUUCAUGUUACACAUAGAGCAGGGUGGCAUAUUUUCUUUCUAGCAUUAGAAAUCUCUAUCUAUCUAUCAUCUAUCUAUCUAUCUAUCUAUCUAUCUAUCAUCUAUCUAUCUAUCAUCUAUCUAUCUAUCUAUCUAUCUAUCUAUCUAUCUAUACUAGUUUUAUGCAUGUAAUUGUUGCCUUAUGUGUCACAACCAUUUGGAAAUCCAGGGAAGCAGAGGUGUAGUAAUGCUUGGUCAGGUAUCUGCUUGUCCACCUAGUUUAAUAAUAAUAAUAAAUAAUAAUAAUAAUAAUAAUAAUAAUAAUACCCCACCCAUCUGGCUGCGUUCCCCCAGCUACUCUGAAUGACUUACAGCAUAUAUUGAAACAUAAUAAAACAUCAAACAUUAAAAACUUCCUGAUGCUGGGCUGCAUUCAGAUGUCUUCUAAAAGUUGUGUAGUUCUUUAUCUCCUUGACAUCUGAAGGGAGGGCAUUCCACAGGAAGGGCGCCACUGCUGAGAAGGCCCUCUGCCUGGUUCCUUGUAACUUAACUUCUCACAGUAAGAGAACCACCAGAAGACCCUCGGAGGAGGACCUCAAUGUCUGGGUUGAGCGAUGGGGGUGGAGACGUUCCUUCAGGUGAACCACGUGGCAUACUAAGGGAUAGGUGACCCAUGGAUCCAUCCCCAGGGAUUUCCUAUCUCUUGCCCCUGCAUAGGCACUGGUUCUAGGGAUAAUACAUCAGCUAUUUUCUCCCAUGUAACCUGAAGCACAGGCUAAGGUUCACUUGUGUUCUCUUCGCAGUUCAACAUCAGCAGAGGUUCUGGCAGAUUUUUGCAUUUUAUGCGCUUCAGAUGCUCGCUGCUGUAUGCAAAUGAAGGCAUGAAGCAGCUGAGGUACAUAAGGGGAGGAUUCUUAAAGAAACCCUGUAGCUACUUGGUAGUGGUGGUGAGGUAAAGGACUUAAAGAUCCCUGUGCCUGGAGAAGUGAUUAACCAUGUAACCCUAUACAUGUCUAAUCAGCAGUUUGAGUCCAAUGGGAGUUUACUCCUGGGUACGUGGGUAUAGGAUUUCAGCCUGACAUGCAUAGUAAGGCAAAAUCUUUGCCAAAAUCUUUUUACUGCCCCCACACAGUAGGAAGGUGUUAAAGAGCCCUUUGCCUGGGCCUCAUCCUGUGUAGGAGUGAAUAGGGUCAGUAUUACUGACUGUUCUGGUCUCCAGGUUAUAGUCAAUGCUAGUGCUAUUCAGAGUAGACCCACUGAAAUAAAUGGGCCUAAGUAAUGCCUAUCAGUUUCGUGGGUCUACUCUUAAAUAGGACUUGUUCAGUUAAAAUUAGGGGCCCAUUUAUAAGUGUAGUUAUCAGCAAAAGAUAUCAUUUACCUGCUUCUUAUCCUCUCCUGCAUUCAGUGGAAUACUGAGAUCUGCAGUGGAGACCAGAGAGAGAAUGCUGGUAAAACAAGAGUAGAUCUAUUCUGAAAAGACUGAGAUGUCAGAAUUUUGAUUAAUACUCAUAUCUGCUUUUUUAAAGCAUGUAUGGAAAAUACAUUUGAAGCAUGUUCAAUGAGACAGGAAAUAGCAGCAGUUACAGCCAAAUGCACUAGUAUCCAUUAUCUAGUUUGCUCUUCCUCUGCAUAGAAUAAGCUAUAGGAACAUCUCAGUAGGGGGCGUAAUGGAAAUGAGAGCUUAGCCAAGUUGUACUAAGCUGGCUGGAAGCCUCCUAUUUUUUUCAUGAGCGCAGCCAACAUGAGUUCGUAUGUGUGUCUUUAAAUGGCAAUAAUUUAAAACCAUCAGCAUCUAAAUAGCCACUACCUCUGUUAUUCAUCGCUCAAAGCAUUCUCAGAAUGUGGUAGAUCCACUAAUGAAUAACAGCUCAUGAAACCAGUGCCAAGGCUCUAGCAGCCCUUCCUCAUUUUAGACAUCAAGAUGUUAACCUUGUGUUUGGUAAACAAAAGAUAUACAAACCCCUCUGCAUGAUUUCAUUGAAGACUGAAUUGAGCAUGAGAAGAAAAGGACUUGCUGUGCCUGCAGCUGCUGCUGCUUUCUUUCCUCUCUCUCUCUCUCUUUUAAAAAAGGUCCCAUUUCAGCUGCCUGUGUGGCCCUCACUUCAGCUGUUUAUUUUAGUUGAGCCAAAAGGCACUUUUCUAAAGAUGAUUUAUUAGUUAAUAAAACAGGGGAGACUGCAAAGUUUAGGGGACUUGUGAUACACAUUCAGGCUCGUGCUUUCUUUCAAUAGAAAAUAGAAUCGUAGAAUUUGUACAUCUAGAAUGGGAUGAAAGCCUUCUAGUUAUCCCUCUUCCCCUUGCAAUAGAGGCCAGAUUCUUCAUAUCCCAAAUAACCUUAAAGAGAUUAGCCUACUACAUCCUUCUAAUUACCAUAUGCUCUAAAUGGAGAGGAGGAAGGAUGACUGGAUCUUCUGCCAAGCAGGGAACUUGAGUAAAACAAACACGGAUGGCUUAAGCAGACAAUCUGUACUAACACUGUAGGCCCUACAGUAUAAGAGUGUCGUGGUGGGACCUCCAGGAUUAGCAACCAGUCUAAUCUGUAGGUAAUUCCUGUUCCAACUAUGUCAAUCCAAAACUCGGAAUUCAGCCUUUAUAUCAAUGUUUGGUUUUUGUUUGUUUGUUUUUGCAGUUAUAUAUCAUGCUUUGUGAUGCAAAACACAGGGCAAGAAAGCUCCUCCAGAAGCUCUAAUAUUCAGAAGUAUGUGUACUUGUCACUAAAUUAAUAAAAAUUCUGUGUGUGUAAAUUAAGGGGAAAGUGCAUAUGUUUGCUUAUAUUUUGUUCCUUUAAAUACAUACAUACAUACAUACAUACAUACAUACAUACUGCUUCUCAUUGGGUGCGGGAAACACUAAAUGCAUGUCCUUAACCUCUGGGAAACUGAUUGGUUCCCCUUUGCCAGUGUUUGAAAUUUCACCAGUUGUCACUCACAGACUUUAAAGACUACACUGCAGUCAUAAGGGCUAGAAAAUCUUGAGGUUACUGUGCAAAAGAAAUGCCUUUUGUGUGCCUUCAUUGUGAACACUUAAGAGUGUUAAUGCGCAUAGGAGUAGUCACAGUUUUGUGUGAUUUCCACUCUAGUGUCCUGAGGAGAGAGAAAAAACAAAUUACUAGGAUGAGGGCAUUUAUCACAGUUAUAGGCCACAGGAUUCAGGUCCUUCAGCAUCUCCAAGUGUACUGGGUUGGAGGAGACCCCUCCCUAACGCCAUCUCUGAUCCCAUGUUUUGGACUACAGUUUCCACCAUCCUUGAUGACUGGCCAUGUUGGCUGGGACUGAUGGCAGUUCUGGUCGAACAGCAUGAGGAGGGCACCACGUUGGCUAUCAUUGAGAAUGGCUGCCUAUCCCAGUGAAAAGAAUUGCUAGUAUCAGGCAGUUCCUGAAAUCUUUUAUUGUUCUUAGCAAAACAUUCGGUGCUCAUUCUGCUCUGUGGAAAUGUAAGUGUGAACUGUUGUCAGCUAUAAAACCUUUAAAAGGAAACCGUGCAAAGAAUAAUAGAGAAUAAUUCAGUUUAUGUUGGAUAAACUAUUCAACACAUUGUUAAUCCUAGGUUUUCAUGAUUUCAUGCAGUUGCUGCCAUUUCUGAAUUGGCUGUUACUGAAUGUCUCCCAUAGACUCUAGAUUGUUGAUGAAAUUGAUAACUGGGGAAAGUUGUCUCACAACUCCAAUUAAAUGCCUUUUAUUAUUUUCAGAUAGAAAAACAACUUUCUUUGUGGAAUGAUUGCCCCUAGAAUUCAUAUAAUGUAAUAAACCUAGACAACACUGGGAUCUUAUUCAGGACAGGAUUUUGCCUGAAAGGGAAAGUAUACUCCUUUAUUCUCCAUGGAUUAUGACACUCAUAAAAAGGACAUUUUGGAAAAUAAGAAGCUCUGCCAUGGAUUAUAAACUGGUUGAAACAGCCAAGCUAAUUAGCUAGCUUUCACCACAACAUAAGGCUAACAGAUGAUAUAUUGAAAGUUCCAUUGAACUGAUUGGGACUUGCUUCUAAAUAAGCAUGCAUGCAGUUGCACUGAUAAUAAUAAUGACAAUAAUAAUUUCCCUAUUGAUAAUGAUAGUCAUCACUGUGCUUAUGUUGCCUGUAUUGAUACAAAUGCUACUGUUAGUAAUGCUGUGUAGAGAAGAAACGAGGAAUCAAUUUGCAGGGAAUAUAGCAUCAUGUCAUGCCUUAGCUGGAUACAAUCCAGUGUUCUUUUGAAAAGUCUCAUCUGUGUUUGUAAUGCAAUAGAUGGUAUUUGAUACAGAUUAGGAUAUAAAUCCAGGGGACCACAUGGCUGCCCGGAUGGUUGUUUCUGUCAACCCUUAGACCAGCCUUCCUUUCCUUGGUUCCCUGCAUAUAUUUUGUACCACAGCUCACAAUUAGCCCCACUCAGUAUGGUGAAGGCUCAGGGAUGAUGGGAGUUUUGCACUGAAAAAUUUAGAGGGCAUGAGGUUGAGGAAGGCUGUCUUACCCUAGAGUGAGGUACAGGUUUUAACGCUUUAUUUUCUGUUAUGGUGCCAAUUUGGAUCAGAGACCCAUUAGCUCCAGAGUUUUGAAAUCUCCUCCCCACCACCCAUGGUCUCAAUCCAGAUUCCCCCUACAAUGAAGAUUUGUGCUUUAAUAAGAACAAAAACCCUGCACUUAAGGGUGCAGAUAAGGAACUAAUAUUACUAUCUACUUUGAAUGAGUGUAUGACCCACUAGAAGAAGAAGAAGAGUUUGGAUUUGAUAUCCCGCCUUUCACUCCCUUUAAGGAGUCUCAAAGCGGUUAACAUUCUCCUUUCCCUUCCUCCCCCACAACAAACACUCUGUGAGGUGAGUGAGGCUGAGAGACUUCAGAGAAGUGUGACUGGCCCAAGGUCACCCAGCAGCUGCAUGUGGAGGAGCGGAGACUCAAACCUGGUCCCCCAGAUUACGAGACUACCGCUCUUAACCACUACACCACACUGGCUCUCACUAGGAAAUAUUUCCUUGUGCUUUGCCUCUGCAUGACUCCACCAGCUACAGCCUGUCUGUUGAACCCACUUGCCUGCAGCCAGGCUAGGAAUGGUAGAUAAGAAUGGUGUCUAUUCUCAUUUUAAUGCAAAUCUACCUAAUUCACAUUUCCAGUGCAUAAAAUGAAACUCAGCUGUCUAUGAAAUUUGCAUUUUGGGGUGCAAGUUUUCAACUAAAAAUGCAUAUUAAAAUGUGCAUACUAGUGAACAUAAUGCAUUAAAAUGCAUUACGUUGGGGAAAAUGGCGUGCAGAAGAUUACAAAAGUUAGUAAGACCUUUUGUUUCUUUUCUUUCUUAAAAAAAAAUUGCAUACUUGAUACAGAAAUAGGGCAAACCAAAUUUAACAGGAAAAAUGAGAUAAUGAGAGAAAUCAGAACUGCCAACAUUCCACCAUCCCUUAGCCAGAUCUGUGUGCUGUGACAGCAAGAAUGACCUGAGUAGAAAUGAUGGCUUUAGCGUACGCUGCUAGACGCAUAGCUGGAAAAUGCAGGGGGAUCAAUUUUUUCCUUGGCACCACCUGAGGAUCUCACCUCACAUGAUUGUGACAUAGGGGUAAGGAAUAUUGCGUGUGCAUUCUGCUCCUGGGGCUCAGUGCGGUGCUGGCAGUUCCAUGCAUCCAGCCUCUGCGUGGUUUUGGCUUGUGCACACCCUGUUUUUUGCACGCUAUAUGGGAGCUGAACCAUAUCUGGAAGCUUUGAACUUUGUUAUCCUUGUGCUGCUCGUAAUAGAUGAUUCAGGCUUUUAUUACUUUUCCUUUCGGCAUUCCGAUGACAUCCACACCUUGCAAAGUCAGCAUGAACCUUGCUUUUUCCUGUGAACAAUUUCUCUGCAGAAACUGUUCAGGUUAUUCUUCUUAUACCAAACCAAGUUCAGUAGCUGUGUAAGUGUUUCUCUUCCAAACUAACAACUUGUUCCAAUCCAUGUUGAAAAUAUUAAUUGCUUUGCUUCCUGAGCAAGAACUCUUCACCUCCUUUUUAUAGCACGGGCAGUGUCAAAAGAAACUAUUAUUACAGUUCCUUCCUUCCGGUGUAUUAUUGAAAUGGGGCAUGCUGAGAGAAUUUGCUGUUUUGGCAGCUGAUACGUUAUCUCCCAGCUUUUGCUAUUUACAGAGGGUGUGUUUGCACCACAUGCCCAUCAGUCUGCCUGAUGAUAACACUGCUUGUCCUUUAAUUUCUGCCAGAAGUCAAGUUGUGAACUGAAUUAGCUCUUUGCUUACUCUCUUUGAGUGUACCAGAGGUUGGGACAUUUAAUUCCCUUUUAAAAUUAAGAAAAUACACCAAUCAUCUCCCUAAUAAAGCUUCACUUUCCGUCAUCCGUUAUAAAAUUAACUGGUGUCUAUAUUAAACCAACCUUUUUUGGUUCCUCUCUUCAUAGGCUAAGAACAUCCACCCACCAAGUCAUAUAAGAUCAAUGUUGCACUCUCUAGAUUUUAUUGGUCUACAGCUUCCAUCAGCCCCAGCCACCAUUGCCAAUGUUCAGAAAUAAUAGGAGUUGUAGUUUGACAACAUAUAGAGGGCCACAGAUUAGGGAAAACUGAUGUAGAGCAUUCCGCCUUUUUAGUAUUUGGUGGUGGAUGGUACACACAAUUUACUAGAUCCUUGUGGCAAACCUCUGAAUGAUUUGUUGUGCUGAAGUCCCCUUGCAUGGUUUCUGCUUAAAGAGCAACUACAGCUUAUUUAUUUAAAUUACACUUCUCCCCUCUCUUGCUUGAGGAGUUCAGAGUGGUCUCAGGUGGUUUCCAAUUCAGGUAAUUUACAGGGCCUAAACAUACUUAGUAACUUCAGUGGCAUAAAUGCAUCUUCUGCCCUCUGGUUUGCUCAAGUGCACCAGGCUUUAUUCUGUAGUGCAAACAAAAUUAACUAUUCCCUCUACGUCCAUUGUUAUGUAUGCAUAAUUGUGCUUUCUACCACACGAAGCUGUCCAAAUGAUAAGAUAAAACUUUCAAGGUCCUUCUAUAACAGUGGUUCCCAAACGUUUUCCGCCAUGGACCACUUGAAAAUUAUUGAUGAUCCACUUAAUGAUUUUCCUGCCUCUUGUAGCAAUUGCAAUGCACUGGAUGCUGUAUGAUUCUUUAUUGCUUCUUUUAUUUCUUAUAUUUUUAUUGCGUUGCAGUUUGUAUUCUCAGACAUGCCAUGAACUACCUGAAUGAUGGUUAUGGACCACUGUUGGUUCAUGGACCACAGUUUGGGAACCCGCGUCCUAUAGGUUGUCCCACCUUCAAAGGUCAGAUCAAUGGUGGCGAAAGGGGACUCUUCAGCUCUAGCCACCCAGUCUGUGGAAUGCUUUCCCCAGGGAGGCUUCCCUGGCACAAACUCUCAUCCUUCCAGUGCCAGAAGAAGAUCUUUUCAUUCACCCCAGCUUCUGCACUAUUAGAUCAAGUUUAUUUUCUCUGGUGCUCUCUGUUGAUUUUUAUUUUUUUACAGUUUCUAUUUUUGUCUUUAAAUAUUGAUCGCAAGCCACCCUAGAAUUUGUCAAGCCUAAAUAAAAUACUCCGUUAAAGCCACAGAAAAACCUUCUGAUUGAACUAUGCCUUUGUGCUCAUAGACGAGGCAAUUCAGUCUUUUUAUUUUCAUUCAAUCUUCCUUAACCUGGACAGCUACCACUGGCGUGUAAUUUCCGAGGAGGAGUUUGAAUGGAUGGGUGUGCUUGGAAGUUUCUGUGAAACUUGUAAAGCUUUUGACAAACAACUGGUAAAUCGGAUGGUGUGGAACUGAUACUGUAAGUACAGGCGCUGCCUCAGGGGAUUAAUAACCCUGCUGAGGUUAAAAACUGGGAAAGCCUCCAGCAGACUGCAUUUGACAAGCCCAUGUUAAAACUAUUAGAUGUUGAUUUAGAUCUUUGCUUAAAAACUUGGAUUGUUCACAAAAACUGUGGGGGUAUAGUUAAAACAUUUUUUUCUCCCUUCAGGGCUAACAUUCUCUCCCCCCACACCCUUCUUCUUUUCUCUCUUUUAGGUAUGUGAUGUCAAACCAGUAGGCUGUUCUCUGGAGCCUCCCACACACUAUUGUAACGUCAUGUGCCAGUAUGAAUAUUAUUAA